AUGGGCUCUUUCAGCCAGUGCCACCCACCACCGAGCUGUGCCAAUGCGUCAGAGGUGACUUCCAGGGACCACCAGACCCAGACGCCUCCCUCACCCAGCCACCGGAUGCCUUCAGCCCCUCAGCUAAUGAGGGAGGCCAGGCUCCCUGUGGGGGCUCUGGAGUGGAGGGGAGGUAUAAAAGGGCAGGGGGGGGGUGCUGUGUGGAAGGCAGGGGAGAGUGGGGCGUGAGCAGGGACUCAUGGAGUCUCAGCUGGAGUUACAGUGCAGGUCAAGCUCACUUUCCACCUGGAAAUAGAAGUAUGAGUUGUUCCCUCUCUUUGUUACUGUUGCAUUGUAAGGGUGUAUGUAGACUAGAGGAGAAGCUCUAUGUUCCUCUGUAAGAACUACCUCACAUGCAUAAUCUGUCACUCUUAUCUAUUUAUCUAUCUAUCUACACAUCUAUCUUUCUAUCUAUUUACUGGAUCUAUCUAUCCAUAUACUGUCUACCAUCUGUACAUUAUGCCCUUGGAAGAUAUUAGAUAUCCCAAUCUCCAGUCAGUAGAAAGCAUGUAAUCAUCAUAGUGGGGUGUGCAAGGAAUCAUCCUGAAGAUGUUAAGAGGAUUAGCAUGUGUAUUUAUUAACCAUCGGCACUGGUUGCUCACAGUGCAUUUAUUAGCCAUAAACCUGCUCCUUUCACUGUGGAAUUAUUCCAUAGCUGUAAGAGCAUUACUGGGAUUACUGCUGUAUGCUGAGGAACCGUGCUUAGCUUUACACAAGGAGACCUGCAGAUAUGUGAAGGUUUACAGUCCGGAUUACACUUUGAAGAGGUCUGGCUUGCUGGUUUAACACCCUGGUAUUAGCUGUGUUAAAGAUGGUUCUUGAAUGUUGUCGCCAUAUCCGUGGUAAAGGUUGAAAUUGGGCAAUUUUGCGUUGCUACGGCCUGAUCUUUUUCACUUAAUGCAUUGUUGUUAGAUGGCAAUACUCUGUAUUUUGAUAGUCUAAUAAUGCCUUUGUAAAGGAGAUGGAGGCAAACUGUUGUCUGUAUCAUGUAAUGGCUUUAGGGUGCAGUACAAAUGGUGUUUGUUGACAGAGAACGAAAUGUAAGAGAACAAAGGCAUUAGAGUUUCAAAGCAUCUGAAACACAACCAUUAUGCAAUGUGACCUUUGCUCUCUGUUCUUGUUCUCCAUUUUGAUUGUUAUUCACAUACUGUGUGUGAUGUUCUUACUGUGUAUUGUAUUAAAAGCAGGGACCAGUGCAUUGUACUGUUUACUUCACAUCACAGUGUACAUGAAGCUAACACAGUAGUGUGACACUCCUAGCAUGACACUUUGACAGUUUAUCUAUACUGUCCUAUUGUCUUAACCUCAGCCACCUUGGAUGCAAUGACAUGUGUCACUUGCAGCGCUGAGAGUAUUUAGUUGAUUGACAUCCUGGCAUUGGUCUUGCCUGACGACUCAAACUGAAUUCUUCAUUCGUUACAUACUUCAGUCUGACACUGCAAUCAUUGAAGUCGUUUGUGGUGGCGUCAAAAUGAGAGGUGUUGUACAAAACAAAGCCAUCAGUGAUUUGAUCAUCUCUAACCAAUCAGAGAAUCAAAGCCAAUGACGUCUCCCGAGUGGCGCAGUGGUCUAAGGCACUGCAUCGCAGUGCUAGCUGUGCCACUAGAGAUCCUGGUUCGAAUCCAGGCUCUGUCUUAGCCGGCCGUGACCGGCAGACCCAUGGGGCGGCGCACCAUUGGCCCAGCGUCGUCCAGGGUAGGGAAGGGAAUGGCCGGCAGGGAUGUAGCUCAGCUGGUAGAGCAUGACGUUUGCAACGCCAGGGUUGUGGGUUUGAUUCCCACGGGGGGCCAGUAUGAAAAGAAAUAACAAAUAAUGUAUGCACUCACUAAAUGUAAGUCGCUCUGGAUAAGAGCGUCUGCUAAAUGACUAAAAUGUAAAAUGUAAAUGUAAUGAAUUAUCAAAACGUCGCUUUACCCAUGUGUGUUUUGGCUCUGGCCUAACCCUGGAUUGCUGAUGCUAUGUAUUGGCCAUUGAGAGGCUUUGAAGCCACCGGUCGGCCAUAUUGGCACUCCCCAGUAGGAGCAGUCCUCCAUAGGAAUGAAUGGAAUUCUACAGUAUUUUUUAUUCAAGGACAAAAUUACAUUUAUUUUAGCAUUUUCUGUUGUAGUGAGGACAGUAACAUUAGUAAUAACUUUAAAAACAAGUACGUUUAAGGAAUUUUUAAAAUAUUUAUUUCAUUUAAAAUGUUUUAUGUUUAGCUCACAUAAUGUAAAAGUAUUCAUUAGGGUGUCUGCAUUAAGGUGUCUCUAGACAUUAAUACAUGCAUUUCUAUAGCUUCCAAAAUAUUUGUUAAAACGGUGGGGGAGUGCAAUGUUGGAGGCAUGGUGGCUUCAACACAGCGCCCCCAUCAGUCAUAUAGUGUAUAUAUAAAUCCUUGGGCCCAAACCAUCGGUUUCUGGGACCAAUCAGACGGUCUAGAACGUAUUUCCAUUCUAGAAAUCGUAGGGAAGGUACUCAGAUCCAGACUCAUUGCAGAGAAGAAACUCAUGUCUGUGGGCGUGGUGUAGCGUUUGGCCGGAGCAAGGAGUUUUGGUAGCCAGGCAAGCAGAGGUCACUUUCCCUACAAUAACAGAGUGUGUGUCAUGACUCCGACAGAAAAUAACUGCUAUAAAAAGAUGACAUUGAUGAUCAUAAACAUUGACAUAUUCUGUUUACAACAGCACUUCAGCCUCAUGUUACUUCCACCUGCCUGAAAAUGGAAAGAUUGCAAUGAUAAAGAUGAAUGUUUCCUCAAAUACAUGUUUUGUUUCAAGCUGAAGUGUCAGAGUCAAGUGAUGUAUUAAUGAUGAGGAAUGAGCAGGUGUUGUUAUCUGCCAGUGCAUAUAUUUGCCAAAGAAUUGCUUUGAAUUGUAUUAUAUUGCCUUGAGAACACAACCAUAGAGAUAUACAAUAGACAACAUAAUGGUGUUCGAUUUCGUUCUGUGAGUAGGACUGUGUAGAACUGAGAAAGCCAUUACAGACAGACAUCCACAUUUAUCACAGGAGGUGGGAGAGAACACAACACUGCCUUGAAUCAAAGAGAGAAGACAAUGAGAGAGCAUCCAUUUUCUUUUCAUGAAACACCCUUGCUUCAAUCAUUCCUGAAAAGAGAGAGCGGGAAAAGAGAGGGGAAUAGUUGAUACUUGUAGAAGGAAAGCAAACUCAUCCGCCAGCUAUAGUACAGUAAACUGCAAGCUUUGGAGGAAAUUCACAGCUCUGUGUUUAUCAAGAUAAAUUAUUGCAGAUAAGGCCACUGGAAUCCAGGGAGGCCGUAGAAGCUACCGGCCAUUGGUAGAUCCAUGAAACACAGCUCUCUAGGUCUCAUAUGCACUCCAAUGAAUGAGGGAGGAAGGGGGAGAAAGAUAGAAGAGGAGGAAGAAGAUUAAACGGGUACAGGGAGUUGCUAAAUUGCUGCGCAUGUUCCCCCCUCAGCAUUUUCAGGCCUUGUGUUGAAACACAAACACAGAAGCUCACCCCCUCCCCCUGCCUGUGACUGCAGCACUAUGGAUAUGUAGAAACAGAUACAGGAUACUAAUAAUAAUAAAUAAUAUGCCAUUUAGCAGACGCUUUUAUCCAAAGCGACUUAGUCAUGCGUGCAUACAUUUUUGUGUAUGGCUGGUCCCGGGGAUCGAACCCACUACCUUGGCGUUACAAGCGCCGUGCUCUACCAGCUGAGCUACAGAGGACCACAUAGCAGCUCUGUCUCUGUCUGUCUGUAUUUCUUUCUCAUUUAUUUAAUUUUCGAGGCAGGAGAUAAUAGGGUUUCGUUAAUGGUUUCCCUUGUGCUUUGCUCUGCCGUGUGCAUGUGCCAGAGGACAUGAAAUGUGCCGUUUUAUUGGAUCCCAUCUUCUUUCCUCUCUUUUAUUGUGCUCUUUCCAAGCGUUUGAAGUGAAAAGCACAUAACAAGGACCUGAUCCAAAAUCUUGCACAGUCAUUGUGAAAUUAAACCCGGGCACAAUGAAAGGAAAGGCAUGAGAUAAAAUAAUUGCUGUAAAUGUGCCUCAGCAAUCAAGCCAUUACCGGAGGUGACAGCUAAAUGAAAAGACAUUACGUGGGCCAUUUAACGAGCGGUCUGGGUUAUUCGUGCCAUGACAGACAUUCAAGGAAGUACAUGGUAUCAUGAAGUACGAAAGGCCAUCGGGAGUGUCAGGCAAAUCCAACAGCUAGGGAAAGUUGAGACAGGGCAGUACAAAGGGGAACUAAGAUGCCCUAAAACUGUGUGUGCGUGUGCAGAAGUUAGAGGGAGUGUGAGGGAUACAGUACAUCCAUAGCCACUCUGAUCACGUCUGGCUCCAGUGCCUGCCUGCAUGUCAGAACUUCUGGCAAGCUGGAGAUAUCACUCCAAUCCAAGGUCCCCCAUCCCAAACGCUAGGCCUGGUGAGCCUAAUUGGCUAAAUUUCUGCUGUAAAAAGUUGAAAGAUUAAGCGAAAGGGAGCUGUGGGUCUGGCUGGUCCCUGCCGACGCCAGCGGGAGGUUUCAGAAGAGCCGCCCAUGAGACAUCUGCAGCGUAGUGAUAACAUUUGUCCUCUGUCUUUGGGAGGAGAGCGAGAGAGUCCUCCAUUAGUCAGAGAGAGCGGUGGAGGAUGGAGAGAGUAGACAGAGAGAGAGAGGAGACAGAGUUUACUGAGAGAGAGCGGCGAUAUAAGCUUGGUGGGUAGGAGGGGAGUAGGGGGUACAUUGGUGGUGCUAAGAGAAACUCUAAACCCACCGGCUCUCUGGCCCUGGUGUCUGGAAAGGCAGAGAGCUUCAUCUCUGUCAUGUACUGGAUAUGUAUUCACAGGUGGCCCAGGGAGAGUGGAGGAAGGACACUGCCUGCAGGCCAUAGCACUGAGCCUAGUCAUUACCCAUUCACACACACGCAGAGAGCCAGUGAAGAGGAGGGCGAGGCGGGGCGGGGCUGGACUGCAACAGGACCUUUCCAUAAUGGCACCGGGAUGCAUGGAUAGUUUUGUGGAGGCUGGCCUGGCUGACAGGGUGUGGUGGGGAGGAUUUCAGAGGGUCCAGUGAGGCUGAUCAGCAGUGUAUUAACAUUCCACACACUGUUGGAUGGGUGGAGUGGAUUGGCAUAGAGGGAGUGUCUGGAUCAGUGUCAUUGCGCUGCUCUCUGCCAUCUCUAGCAGCAGAGGGAUGCAGCAUGGCACAGCGGUAGCGAGGGCAUACACAGCAGCUGGUGGCAGGGAGUCGUGAUGUGGUGUGCAGCGGGCGAGCUACCGGCUCAUUUCCUCCUUCCUAUGCUCACAUGAAUACAAAAGGGGUAGUGGGUACACAUUUGAUGGGUACACAAUGCACCUCAAUGACACACACACGCUGAUAGACAAACAGCCCAGUCACACGCAGGGUACUCCAACACCUACACACACACUCACACACUAUCCAGGCACACACACUCACACUCACUGCUUUAAAAAGAUGGCACGCUGCGGCAGCUGCAUCAAUUAUUGACGGCCUUGGAAAGGUCCGGGCUCUUGCUUGUUGGAUUGGGCUCUGGAACUCUUGUCACGCACUCAAUCCUCCCUAGAACCCACCCCAGCCCCCUCCCUCCCUCCUUCCUCCACUCCCUGCCUCAGAGUGGAUCCUGACUGUACACCAGUUCUUCUCCUGGGUUUUUUUCUACACGUACACUAGGUUUGCUCUUGACAUAUUCAUCCUCCACGCCCACUCUCUGUUCUCGCUCUCUCUCCUCCUGUCCUCACUCUCACUCUCUACCUCUCUCUCUCCUCCUGUCCUCACUCUCACUCUCUACCUCUCUCUCUCCUCCUGUCCUCUCUCACUCUCUACUUCUCUCUCUCCUCCUGUCCUCUCUCACUCUCUACCUCUCUCUCUCCUCCUGUCCUCUCUCACUCUCUACCUCUCUCUCUCCUCUUUCUCCCUCUCUAUGUUCUCUCUCUCUCAACACACAGACACUCCAUCUUCCUUGUCGUCCAUCCUCACCCAACCUCAUCAUAUCUCACUGCUGCUCGUCUGAGUGUACAUUUUUCAUACCUGGAACGAGACAAUAUCCUCCACAUACAGUAUGUUCUCACAGCAGAUAUCUCUAACUGCACUCAAUUGCCAUAGUACAUAUUUUUACACCGAGCAAAAGUGUGUUGACAGAUAUAUACAGUGGGGAGAACAAGUAUUUGAUACACUGCCGAUUUUGCAGGUUUUCCUACUUACAAAGCAUGUAGAGGUCUGUAAUUUUUUAUCAUAGGUACACUUCAACUGUGAGAGACGGAAUCUAAAACAAAAAUCCAUAAAAUCACAUUGUAUGAUUUUUAAGUAAUUCAUUUGCAUUUUAUUGCAUGACAUAAGUAUUUGAUCACCUACCAACCAGUAAGAAUUCCGGCUCUCACAGACCUGUUAGUUUUUUUUUAAGAAGCCCUCCUGUUCUCCACUCAUUACCUGUAUUAACUGCACCUGUUUGAACUCGUUACCUGUAUAAAAGACACCUGUCCACACACUCAAUCAAACAUACUCCAACCUCUCCACAAUGGCCAAGACCAGAGAGCUGUGUAAGGACAUCAGGGAAAAAAUUGUAGACCUGCACAAUGCUGGGAUGGGCUACAGGACAAUAGGCAAGCAGCUUGGUGAGAAGGCAACAACUGUUGGCGCAAUUAUUAGAAAAUGGAAGAAGUUCAAGAUGACGGUCAAUCACCCUCGGUCUGGGGCUCCAUGCAAGAUCUCACCUCGUGGGGCAUCAAUGAUCAUGAGGAAGGUGAGGGAUCAGCCCAGAACUACACUGCAGGACCUGGUCAAUGACCUGAAGAGAGCUGGGAUCACAGUCUCAAAGAAAACAAUUAGUAACACACUACGCCGUCAUGGAUUAAAAUCCUGCAGCGCACGCAAGGUCCCCCUGCUCAAGCCAGCACAUGUCCAGGCCCGUCUGAAGUUUGCCAAUGACCAUCUGGAUGAUCCAGAGGUGGAAUGGGAGAAGGUCAUGUGGUCUGAUGAGACAAAAAUUGAGCUUUUUGGUCUAAACUCCACUCGCCGUGUUUGGAGGAAGAAGAAGGAUGAGUACAACCCCAAGAACACCAUCCCAACCGUGAAGCAUGGAGGUGGAAACAUCAUUCUCUGGGGAUGCUUUUCUGCAAAGGGGACAGGACGACUGCACCGUAUUGAGGGGAGGAUGGAUGGGGCCAUGUAUCGCGAGAUCUUGGCCAACAACCUCCUUCCCUCAGUAAGAGCAUUGAAGAUGGGUCGUGGCUGGGUCUUCCAGCAUGACAACGACCCGAAACACACAGCCAGGGCAACUAAGGAGUGGCUCCGUAAGAAGCAUCUCAAGGUCCUGGAGUGGCCUAGCCAGUCUCCAGACCUGAACCCAAUAGAAAAUCUUUGGAGGGAGCUGAAAGUCCGUAUUGCCCAGCGACAGCCCCGAAACCUGAAGGAUCUGGAGAAGGUCUGUAUGGAGGAGUGGGCCAAAAUCCCUGCUGCAGUGUGUGCAAACCUGGUCAAGACCUACAGGAAACGUAUGAUCUCUGUAAUUGCAAACAAAGGUUUCUGUACCAAAUAUUAAGUUCUGCUUUUCUGAUGUAUCAAAUACUUAUGUCAUGCAAUAAAAUGCAAAUGAAUUACUUAAAAAUCAUACAAUGUGAUUUUAUUGGAUUUUUGUUUUAGAUUCCGUCUCUCACAGUUGAAGUGUACCUAUGAUAAAAAUUACAGACCUCUACAUGCUUUGUAAGUAGGAAAACCUGCAAAAUCGGCAGUGUAUCAAAUACUUGUUCUCCGCACUGUAUAUCUUACUGUAUUGCCACAAAGUAGUGUAUGUACCGAGGAUACCGUGGUUGUAAACAUGUUGUAGUGACCUUAGUACAACACCUUGCAACCUUGUCAAGAGGUUCAGACCUCUUGGUGUAAUGGCUAAGGUGACCUGUGUUCAAUUCUCAGUCAGGCUACCCUCCAAAUCCGCUGCAAUAUGGAAGGGAACAGCUAUUGUGACAAUAGGACUCCGAAAGAGACCGAGAUUGAGACGGCUCAAUAUUUCAUUCAUCCCCCAGCUCACCAUGGUCAAGGCCAAGCUCUCUCUGCUGCACACACCAGCCAAUAUUCACGCUAGCUCCACUGACAAAUUUGAUAUUUUGCAUGAGUCCACUUCUGUCUACAAAAAAAAAGGUUUAUAAAGGACAAGAAGCUCAAAUGGAGGUUUCCAGGCCUGGACAGAGAGGGUUCAUUUUACAGAUCGUCUGAAUGAUUAAACCAUUCUUCUCCUCCAUCUGACAGUCUAUUGGGACAUGAUGGCCUGAGGAAAUGAGAUAAUACUAAUGUUUAAUCUACUAAGGGACUGGAGCACAGACAGACCAGCAGACUGCACCCUGCAACACAUUAUCUCACCAGAGUGGCACAGGUUGAAAUAACACACACACACAGACAGGACAUGCAGUUACACACACAGACAGGGCAGUACAAGACAGGACAUGUCAUCCUGGCUUUAUUUCAUAACACUAUUCCCGGCCUGUUAUCCGCAGUGCCUAUUUUUCCAUCUCGCUUCAUGACAAGAUGCCAGCCCUCAACCCAUUUCUUUAAAUGUGAUUUAAAUAGAGAGAAUAGCAGGAAAGCAAUAACACAAUGCAGUGUUCAUAUAAAGAGGCCCUGAGCUGUGUCUGGGAGUGACAGGCUCAAGACAGAUGACAGAUUGAGUGGAGAGAUUGUGUCAAGCCUCUCACAGUGAUAGUUGUAGCCCUACAGCAUGUAACAUGGUGAUAUGUAGCCUUAUCUGAAUUGCAUAGCCUACUGUUUGAGGACUAGAGCAUGUAGGGUUGUAUGUAGCCUUAUCUGAAUUGUAUAGUGUACUAGAUUUUGUAUUGUUGACCUUUAUGUGAAAAAGUGAAAAGACUGAUAUUAUUGUGCUAUUAUCAUGUGGUGAAGUGAUACCUCCACUACAUGGUGAGUCACCUGCAGUCAGUUCAUACAUGGUGAUAGGGAUGGUAGUGUGGAUUCCAUGAUAAUGACUGUGUCAAGGAAAUGCAAAUGUGUGUGUGUGUGUCAGUCAUAUCACAGCAGCUGUCAGUAGAACAGAUUCAGACUUGAAGAUCGAGGGCGAGGAUGAUAAAAAAAUAAGGAAAGAGAGGCACAGUCUGUUCUGAAGCAAGAUGCAGUGUCAUUCCACAUUCCAAUGUGUCAAUUGUUUCUAGGAAUUUGUAAAGAAGGCGCUCUUGCGAUGGAGGUUUCAGAGAGGAGGCAGACAAGUCGUAGCAGGGCAGUGUCCAGGGGGAGGACAUUUAUUUAAUGUGCAGGAGAGUGGGUGGCAAACUGUACACUGUGUAUAUUUGUACAACAAACAGGACGAUGACUAAGACAGGUACCAUAAACUGGGGAUAACAAAGUAAAUCAAAUAAUAAGUUAAACUCAAAUAACGCAGGCCUCAAUCAUGCCUGAACCAGCAGUAUGCCAGCCUUACCCCUGUCUGCCAGAGACCGAAAUGACAAGGCUUACAUAAUACCUGGGAUAUCCUCCCACCUAGAACAUACCAAUAUUGACCAAUCAAAUAUCACCGGCAUGAAAUAAAGACAUGAAAUUACCAAUAAGCAUGUGUAGGCAUUUACAUGGAAAUUGUAUAAAUCCACAAUCUCCAAUAACAGGUUAGCAAGAAACAUGUAUAAAGCAUACCAUCGACAGGGGUAAGCAGUCAGAAUAUCAUGCACGGACUGACACCAGCUCCGUGCCAGAAUUCUUGAAAACAUUUUGUCCGAUGUUGUCUUUCCCCACAAAUGCAUACUUCCAUGUUGACGGGCAAUUUAAUGGAUGUAUAAACUGAACAACAACCAGCAGGCAACGCUAAACAUGCCUAACCAACCAUUCCUCCAGCCAUCAGUGACCUACUGAGCCCAUAUCACUGAGCAAACAUGGAGACACAAUUAUCAGACACAGACAGUGAGAGCGGGCGAAAGAGAGAGAGAGAGCGAGAGACCAAGUGGCGUGUUUGAAAUUCUGCAGGGAGCCAGUUGCUACGGUAACAGGGAAGGUAGCCAGCUCCGGUGGGAGGUGUUUCCAUGGCAACGGGUCUCAGUGGCCAAGUGAUCCUGCUGAGAGGGAGAAAGAGGGAGGGAGGGAGGGAGGGAGGGAGGGAGGGUGGAAAAUGUAUGCGUAAGUGUGUGAUGUGAGCAAGCGAGUGAGAGAGUGGUAGAUGGAGAGAGGUAUGAUAGAUGAGAGGAAUCUGAUGAAAAACGUGUGAGUGUGUCAUCGGGGUGUGCCGUGAUGCGUGUUUCAUUAAUUAGUCCUUUAGCGGAGCCUCCGCUCCUCGUGGAAAUUUCCUACCCUCACUUCACAGAGAGAGAGGGAAAAUAAAGAGAGCGAGAAGGGGUGAGAUGGAGUGUGUGAGAGCUGGGUUCCCCUGGGGCCUCAUUUAUAAACCGUACGUACGUACAAAAUAUACCCCAAAAUGUGCAUGCGCAAGUUUUCAAGCAAAAGUUGGUAUUUAUAAAAAAUGUACUUGACAUGAGAAUGUGCUCAUCUCCCCGCAAUCUUUAGACCAGGGCUCUCCAACCCUGUUCCUGGAGAACUACCGUCCUGUAGGUUUUCAGUCCAACCUUAAUCUAGCGCACUUGAUUCUAAUAAUUAGCUGCUUGAUAAACUGAAUCAGGUUAGUUAUAACAGGUUGGAGUGAACCUAGAGGAGGGUAGCUCUCCAGGAACAGGGUUGGAGAGUCCUGCAUCAGACCAUGUGUAUGCACAUCGGCUAGUGUUCUACUGAAAGCUGACAAGUAAGUAUUUUGUGCUAAUGGGGGAUAUGAUGAAAAACGUAUUCAUAAAAAAACUAAUAACAGGAAAACAUAUUAACAAGAAUGCAACCAUUUGCCAUUAGUGAGAAGAGUGAAAAUCUGUUUGUUUUUUUAGAAUCAGAAUUAAUUAUACAUAGGAAACGUAUAAUUAGACAUAGGAAUCGUAUAAUUAGACAUAGGAAUCUUUUUCACCAAUUUUAUUUUUUCAUAACCAUUGCAGAAUAUACAGUAUUCCUCACCUUUUCUGGCCAUGAUGGGUUCAUAUUCCCUAAGGAGCCAUACAACAAAUUACCACGCACAUCUCUCAUUUAAUUGGACCUAGUAGCCUAGUAAAUAGAUACGCUAUACGUAUUUAAAGUUUUGCAUUAUCGUAGGCAGCACGGUUUAUAUUACCGGUAUACAGUCGAAUGUAACAGCUGAUCUUUUACGUUGAAGUAGGCCUAUGUGUAUCAAGUUCCAAGUUUUUAUUGUCAUGUGCACAAGUACAGUGAAAUGCCUUUCUUGUUUGCUCAUUCCCAACAAUGCAGUAAUGAAUAUCAAGUAGAACAAAAACACAGAAAUAGAACUGUAAGUACUGUAAUUUAAGUUUUUGGAGUAGCCUGCCCUACAAUGUUUCAGAAUUCACGGGCAGUCCAUCAUAUUUAGGUUGGUUGAAUUCAAACGUUCUGCUGACAGGUCCAUGACAAUUUACCAUAGUUUUUUCAUUCAGAAACUGACAGUCCUUUUCCAGAUACAGCGUAAAUUACUGCUAAAGAUGAAAACAUUCUGCCAACAACGUAAAUAGACCGGUAGCUUAUGUAAAAUCGUUGACAGUAGGGUAGGCUACAGUAUUGCUGUGCGAUUGGAGCGUGACAUCAUUGGCUAUUUAAUCGCAAAGCCUAUAGGAAGGCAGGACAAAGAAACCCAAUAAUCUAUUGAUAAACUAAAUAUUGAACAAUAAUUAGUCUUUUCCAUGCCGUGGCCUAAUGCCAAUGGUUCCAAAUUAUACAGCAAAUAAAGGGUGUUAUUGUCACCAUAAAAGGUGAAUGGAGGCGUUUUACAUGCAUUUUAAUGCUCGUUCAUGUGCACACUGUUAUAAAUCUCAAUAUUUCUGUAUGUGCGCAGUCUUUUCAGAAAUGGCGCACGCAGAAAGUUAGUGUGAAAUUCACGCAAUGGUUAUAAAUGAGGUCCCUGGCCACCUCAGUGGAGCACAGCAGAGACCCCAGCCUCCCCACAGCUCUCUCCACAGCUCUCUCCCAGGCAGCCCCAGAUGCUCUGCCUCCUGUUCAUUAAAAGCACAUUAGCAGCUCCUUUAUUAUCAUGAACAAUGUGCCAAACAUGCUGGGGUGGCAGGUACAUGAGAGACAUGGGGGGGGGGGGGGGGGGGACGACAUCGUGUGCACUCACUCAGUAGGUGUUGGGGCCAGACCUCAGGGCUUGGAGUGGCCACUUCCCCACCACUUGGGAGUGUGAAUGUAAUGUGUGAGCGUUCAAAUGAUACAACACAAUGUCAGAAUGGCCAGGACAAUAGGUCAAACCUGUGAGGUGUGUGGGCUUCACAGUGUAAUUGCAGGUGUCUAGUUUGUGUAUUGGCCUUAUGUGUGUCUGUGAGAGCAUGUGCACGUGCGUGUGCGCCUUUAUAGAGUGAUCUCAGCUUUUAUCUUGUGUUGUCAGCCACAAUGGUCGAAUAAUCUCUCAUUUUAACCGCCUCUGCCAUCCCUCAGUUCCCCCCCCGCCACACACACACAUACACACACACACACACUGUCUGAAAUAACUCAAAGCCGUAUUUCCAUAUAAUGCAUCUGCCAUACAGGCACUCCGGAGAACUGCAGGGGCAUGAAUUUGUGUGAGGGGGGAGAGAGGGAGAGAAGUAAAGUGAAGGAGAGGGGGAUGAGUUCCACGGGUAAAAAUGAGUAGUUGUAUUCUUCACCGGAAUCUAAUAUAUGGGAUACAAUUAAUUGGGUGCAUGCACCGCUCAUGUUACACAUCUCUCUCUCACUCUCUCUCUCUGACACUCCUCCAAUCUUAACUACCAGUGGUGUGGGAGUCAGUCUGUGUGUUUGGCUGAGAGAUCAAGCAGUGGAAUAUUCCAAAUUCACCGCCAUCUAUUAAAUAUGCACACGUACCACAGGCCCACGGACCCCCCGCGCCAAAUAGCCCUGCUUAGGAAAACCUCCUGCAUACAGAGUAGGACGUAGAGAACAACUCAGAAAGCCAUUUCCAGAGAAAGUAUGCUGGUAGUGAAGGGGAGAAAAUGAUGCACAGAUCCAUUUUAAGAGAGGCAGAGCAGAACAGAACAGAAGACAUCUCCUGGGAGAGGGGGAAAUACUUCAAUAAAGAUGGCAGCAGAGAGAGAGAAAGAGGGAGAGAGAGAUGUAGGGAACAAGGCCUAGAGCAGGAGACGAGAUGAGAGGAGAGGAGAGCUGACAGAUCAGAGAUGCUGCCUGACAGAAUACACACAUGAAUGAGUGGAUCAAAAUGUUGAUCCAGAUGUUCUAAAUCUAUUAUGACAUUGUUUUAAUACCUCCUCAAAUCUGGCCCCUGUACAGUAGUCUACAAUGGCUCUGCCACUCAUGUACCUCCUUGUAUUUUAUUUUAAAGAAAGACCGAAUGAAAGGAAAGAAAAAAGCUUAGUAUCGUCUUUAUCCCCCCCAAAAUCCAAUCUCACGCAUUUUCCCUAAUCUCCAAUAACCUGGUGGAUUAACAAUUUCACACUGGUAACAAACCCAGUUCAAAGCACCGGCUGUCUGUCAGCCAGUUAAACGUAGGGUGGCUGAUUCACCACGCUCAAAUCGAGGAGAAAAGGAGAUGCAGUCCUGUCUUCUGUCUUGGCUGUGCUGUCCUCUCCUGUUCUGGCUGUGCUGUCCUGUUCUGGCUGUGCUGUGCUGUGCUGUCCUGCCUUGUCCUUGCUGUCCUGUCCUCUCCAGCUACAGGCCUGGUUAGCCUGCUUAGCUGAAGCCCACGCUGUACUGGUUCACUAUGUCACUAUUAUUAUAUUUUUUAUGUUUCAUUUGAAUAAUGAGAGAUAAAAAUAACGUUAGAUUAGAUUGUAUUAGGCCUAUGCUUUAUUAAUCACUGUAGGGAUUUUUUUUUGCCACCUUGGCCAUGGCAUAAAACACACAUGCAAUAAAAUGACAGACAAGCUUACAUGGUAUCAUAUAUAACAAUGGUUUCAUGUUAAUCUAGUAAUUUAAACCAUUAAACCAUUGACAUUGAGUAAACAUAUCAUCUCUGUUGCACACCAGCUCUUUAGAUGCGCUUUUACGAAGGAUAAUAUUGUAUUUUUUAGGCAAGAUAUGUAGCUGACAGACUGUGAAACAGGAAUAGGCCUUCAAAGAUGUUUUAGAGAAAAGGAAAUUAGUUGACAGUGUUUAGGCCAUGGUGUUUUUAUCCAGCCUGUUUUCUUCUCAAUAUCUCCUUAAAUGUGUUUACACAGAUAGGUGUUGAGGCUGCUGUCCAUACUGCCAGUCUUUAUCUGAGGCAAUCAGCCAGUCGCUGAGUGAAGUCUCUAGUGCUCAAUCUCUGAUUGGGUGGCAGUGGAGUUGACAGUUGGGUGUUGCAAUCAGAGGGAUCUGCAGUGCAACUCCAACUAGAGCUAAGCCUUUGAUUCCUUAAACCCCUGAGGUACAGAUGUAGGAUCUUAAUUUGACCAGUAUUAUUAUAUAUGCAGUAUGUUAUAAAAUUCUCAGCAACAAAAGGGUGUUCAAAUUAAGAUCCUACAUCUGUAACAGUUCAGCUGGGAGGCCUUCAUCACAUCUGGAAGAGUUACACAACACUUGGCAUUAACAUGAUGACGUUACCAGUGUGAUGUUCACUGUCAUGGACGACCAGUAUGUUACAUGGAAAUUGCAUUUCAUGGUUUCUGUCGAUGGAACAGGUUAUCUAAUGUUAAUUUCAGUGGACAUGUUGUUUAGCUUCUGUUGGGUAUUGACUGACUGUUGGGCUUUUGAGGUACAGGAACAUUUUACAGCCUACAAACGCAAAGUUAGACAAGUUCAAUUUCUCAAAGUCCAAGAUCCUCCAUAGUCCGUCAGUGGAGACAUUGGCACAGCAGGACAUUCUGGGCAGACCUCUUAUGUUGUUUGUGUGUUUGAAGAUCAGAACAGUUACUGUAUGCACGUAGGUUCCCACUUCUAGUGUGACGAAGGUCCAUGACUCAGAGAGAGAAUGCAUCUGUCAAGACGUUGGCGUCAGAGAGGGGGAGAGAGAAGCGAGGUGGGGUGGCCUCUUUUUAACCAAACACUACAUUCUCUAAAGAGAAAUCCUCCCUACAAUAGAACCGUCACUAUAACAAGUCUGGGAAUGAGUGCCUCAAUAGGAAUCAUUCCAGAGCAGAUUAAUCAUUUUAGUGUCAAUGGGAGUUAUUGUGUUGAUUGGAUUGUAAGGGUUUCAUUGACUGUUAGGAUUACUCUUGCUGUGUCUUCAGUCUCUGUUCUAUUGUUUAGUAAAUGGAGAGAAAGUAUUAGGUAAACAAAUGGAUAAUAACAAAAGCGGUGCACUAGUGUAAGUCCAUAUUUCAAAUGACUAAAGCCUUACCUCUAAUGGAAGAAAACAGCUAGAUAAAACCCUUGGUGUAUGAAUGGCUUAUACAAACCACUGCUAAAGGAGUGGAGAGACAGACUGUGGACAGAAGAUGGAUACAUUGAAUGGAAUGAUUCAAAUGUGCUCCUACGCUAUAGCAUUGAUACAAAUACUAUGUGCGUGUGUGGGUGUGUGUGCGUGUGUGCGUGUGUGUGUGUGCUUGUGGUGAGUCAUGGCUGCGAACCCAUCUGUGUGAAUGUGGGAGUUGUGUGGAGAAGAUGCCUACAAGUCUGUUGGGUGAUAUGCUCCUGGACCUGGACUGGUCCCAUGGUCUGUGGGAGACAGAACUCUGCCAGCCAACCACAGCCUCAUGACUUCAAGAGGAGUUCGGGACCUUUGCAGAGGAGAGAUGACUACUGUAAGUCACGACUUGCUGUGCUGAUUAUUCUCCAAGCCAUAGCCUGAUAGGUCUGGAUGAUAAGUAGACGCUCAGAGAAUGGAGCUGUAGGCUAGUAAGGUUUUUUCUACUAAGUAUCUGUGAUUCUUUAUAUGUAGAGACCAGUGCAAAUAUGGCUCUGAAAAAUUAUGCAUAUGUUUACUUCUAAGAUGUAUAGCCACCAUAGAAAUGGAAUCCAAAAAAUAUGACGAUCACAAUCAUUAACUGGUUUCUCUUAACUACUGACCAAUCUCUCCAUCUCUGGACCACAUCUGAAAUUAAAUGAGAUGUUGCUCUGUGGGAUUUGGCUGGUUUCUGGCCGGUGCUGUGGCCCUAAGUGACCUGUGGGGUGGCCAGGGUGAUUAUAGACCAUCUGCUCCCAGUGGGCCCAGCUGGACGGGGCACUUCUGUAAUCUGGUUGGAUGAAGUCAGGGUCACUGAGGGACAAUGAUGUCACAGCAUCACCAUAAAUAAGACCCUCUACCAGGGUGAUCUAAGCCAUGUUUUACUUGAUUUGAUUGUGUAAGGUAUCCAUUCGUUUCUGGGUUGAAGGAAAGACAACAAUCCUCCAUUACAGGGAGAGAAUGUGUUUGACUAGAUGUCCAGUUAAUUUUGUUUUGUUUUAUAUAGUAUCAAUCAAUCAAAUGUAUUUAUUAAGCCCUUUUUAUAUCACCAGAUGUCACAAAGUGCUUAUACAGAAACCCAGCCUCAAACCCCAAACAGCAAGCAAUGCAGAUGUAGAAGCACGGUGGCUAGGAAAAACUCCCUAGAAAGGCAGGAAGAAACCUAGAGGAACCAGGCUCUGAGGGGUGGCCAGUCCUCUUCUGGCUGUGCCUGGUGGAGAUUAUAAGAGUACAUGGCCAUUAAGGCCAGAAUGUUCGUCAAGAUGUUCAAACGUUCAUAGAUGACCAGCAGGGUCAAAUAAUAAUCACAGUGGUUAUAGAGGGUGCAACAGGUCAGCACCUCAGGAGUAAAUGUCAGUUGGCUUUUCAUAGCAGAUGGAGGGUUGAAACAGCAGGUCCGGGACAAGGUAGCACAUCCGGUGAACAGGUCAGGGUUCCAUAGCCGCAGGCAGAACUGCAGAAACUGGAUCAGCAGCACGACCAGGUGGACUGUGGACAGCCAGGAGUCGUCAGGCCAGGUAGUUCUGAGGCAUGGUCCUUGGGCUCAGGUUCUCCAGAGGGGAGAGAAAGAUGGGCGAAUUAGAGGGCGCAUACUUAAGAUCACACGGGACUAGAGCACUAGAGUUCUACCCGUUCCGAAAUAGACCUUUCCCAACUGGACCCGAUAUGCAUACAUUAAUUUGAGACCGGUUCCGAAUGGACCCGAGGACAACUAGACCCGUUCCGUAUAGACCUGGUCGGAUCCAGACCCGAUCUGAAUGAGGGAAGCAGCAGAAAAGUCAUUUUUUAAGCUACUUUAGUAACCAGAGCUGAUAAAACUCGAGAGGGAAAGAGAGGUGCCACUCUAGCAGGUGGGGGAGGGGCCAAACUGUGAGUGAGUGACACGGGGAGUAGAGACGAGAGACAACAACCAACCAAGCCGACUCGCGCUAUAGUAGACUAAAAGCUGCCAUAGCUAGGUUAUUUAUCAUCAAUAUGAUUCUGUAGUACCUGUCUUGACUGCAUCAAACUGGGAGAAGCUAGUUAAGCUAACAUUAGCUAGCUAGGCUACUUGAGGCUGCAGUGCAUGCUCUUUCCCAUCCUACAGUUACAAAUAACAACAACUCCUUUCAGAAUAUUAAGUAGCAGCCUACCUGUUGGCUCUUGGUUGUUGUAGCCUAUCCUUCUCCUUUAACUUUUAAUUCUGUCAUUUUAAUUCCAUCUUCCAUUGAUUAGAUAUCUCCUAACUUGUGCCACACACAGAGGCUCUAUGACUGUAGCCUAUUGCCGCUUUGGUGACUUAUGAUUGGCCAACAACAACCACAAAAACAAGCUACACGCACCAGGCUCCACUCUUGUGAAAAGCAAGAGCAGCAGCAUAAAUGAUCAAAUGUAUCUCUCUCUCUCUACUGCAGCAGUCACGUUCGGAUCUGUAAGGGCCUUUCCGGACAAGUCAGUUAAAAUGACACACACCCGAGACCCAUGACAAACAUAUCAGAUUCGACCCAGAUCCAUUACAUUAUUUAGAAUUCUGGAUCCAAACCCACUCGGGUCCCGGACCAGGUCUCGGGUAUUCGGUCACAGGUGGAUCCGUGAAGUCUUCUACACAGGACACUAGAUAAGAAAGGAUAAUUACACCAGCUAGGACAGACCCUAGACCCCCGGCACAUAGACUAUUGCAGCAUAAAUACUGGAGACUGAGACGGGGGGUCGGGGGACACUGUGGCCCAGUCCGUCGAUACCCACGGAUAGGGCCAACCAGGCAGGAUAUAACCCCACCCACUUUGCCAUAAACACAGCCCCCACACCACCAGAGGGAUAUCAACAGACCACCAACCUACUACCCUGAGACAAGGCUGAGUAUAGCCCACGAAGAUCAUAGUAAACAUUGUUCUAUUGAUUUUAAUUAAUGACAGCUUUUAUUGAACAGUGGCCUCCUAACCAUAUCCCUGGUAUGAUGUCUGCUAUUGUGCAUAUAAAAUUGCGUAUCAAAUUGGCCACCCAACAAAGAUAGCGUACAUUGGGGGUUAAGACCAGCAGGUUAAGGGUCUACCAAUCCGCCACCAAACUGUUGUGUUAGGUACCCAGCACAAACUGGAAACCACAACAAUUAGCAGUGUGGUUUUAAUUAGUAUGGAGCAAUGAUGGGGGUCGAUGUUGAGAGCUAACCUGCCUCCAAUAUGGCAUCCUAUUCCCUAUAUCGUCCAAUUCAUUUUAUAAAUAUAGUGUACUAUUUGUGAUCAGGGCCCCCAUUUGGGACUCACACCUUAACUGUCUCCACGCUCCACCAGACCAGACUCUCUGCAUCCCUGUGUGUCUGACGCGCCUCUCUCAUUAUCAUGUGCCCAGGCUGCCUGGCAGAUGAGGAAGAGACCCUGGCAAAGCCAAUGAAUAAUUAAACACUGUGAAUACGAUGAUGAAUGCUCCCAAAUCCAUUUGACCAUUUAGUAUGGGCCCAGGGACGGGACGGAACAAAGGCAGAGUGUGGGGCUUUGUGUGGAGGUGGUGAAGGAUGGUGAGGGCAGGAAGGGUGGGGAGGGAAGGUAUGGUGGUGAGGGAUGGGGAGGGGAAAUUAUGGUGGUGAGGGAUGGGGAGGGAAGGUAUGGUGGGGAGGGAUGGAGAAGGAAGGUUGGUUGGUGGUGAGGGAUGGGGAGGGAAGGUAUGGUGGUGAGGGUGGGGAGGGAAGGUAUGGUGGGGAGGGAAGGUAUGGUGGUGAGGGAUGUGGAGGGAAGGUAUGGUGGUGAGGGAUGGAGAGGGAAGGUAUGGUGGUGAGGGAUGGGGAGGGAAGGUAUUGUGGGGAGGGAUGGAGAGGGAAGAUAUGGUGGUGAGGGUGGGUGGGGAGGGAAGGUGUGUUGGGGAGGGAAGGUAUGAUGGGGAGGGAAGGUAUGGUGGGGAGGGAUGGGGAAGGAAGGUUGGUGGUGAGGGAUGGGGAGGGAAGGUAUGGUGGGGAGGGAUGGAGAGGGAAGGUAUGGUGGUGAGGGUUGGUGGUGAGGGUGGGUGGGGAGGGAAGGUGUGGUGGUGAGGGAAGGGGUCGGUGGGGAGGGAAGGUAUGGUGAGGGAGGGAGGGAAGGGAGGUUGGGGUGGGAGAGGCUGGCUGGAGAGAGCCUAGAUCAGCAGUCAGUGGGAGGUGUGAGGGAGGGAGGGAGGGGAGGGAGGGAGAGGACAGAGAGCAAAGGGAAUGUGGGAGGGAUGGAGGGAUAGUCUAGAAGGGAAGGAUAGGACAGAGAGUGGAGGGGUGGAUUGAGAGGGAGGGUACAGAGAGCAAAGUUAAGGUGGGAGGGAGGGAAGGAGAGGACAGAGAGCAGAGGGAUGGGAGGGAGGGAGGGAUGUGAGGGAGGGGGCACAGGAAAUGUGGGAGGGAGGGAGGGAGGGAGGGGGCACAGGAAAUGUGGGAGGGAGGGAGGAAGGGAGGGGCAGCAGGGCCGGGCAGCGUCCCACUAUCUGACCAUCUGUGCUGCAGAGGACCACAGAGACAGGCACAGCAAGGCUUCAGGCUGUGUGUGCGUGUGUUUGUAAGUGUGUGUGGACGUGCAUGCCUUUCUGUGCAUCCGUUCAUAUGCAUUCAUGUGUUUUGAAUCUGUGUGUGUGUGAGUACAUUUGUGUACAGAAUGUAUCCCAGUGUAUGUGCUUAUCUGUGUGUGGAAGUGUGUGUGUGUGCCUCGCCCUUGCGGUGGGACCCGGCCAGCCAGCCCACAGGGAGGAGGGUUGUAAAUAAGCAGGUGAAAUAACCCAGAUCCCUGCUGCCAGGGGAUUAACCCCUCAGAGGUCCCAUGUCUCCGGUUCAACACCCGGCCCCACUGAACAUCCAUCAACAUCAGUACACCAGUCUGAACAUAGACUUACCAUGGCCACAACAUGGUCCUCUCAACACGCAACCCUUAGCUACUGAUCUAGGAUCAGCUGACCCUCCCCAAGUCCUAACCUUAACCACUAGAAAUCCAAACUGACCUUAGAUCAGUGCCAUUAGGCUAGGACUCCUCCCCCCACACACAGGAAGUGCUGAGCCAAAUGAGUCGGUGUCAGGCGUGCAGCUCAGCUAACAUUUAUGGCAGGGCCAUCUGAUGGAUUAAAGGGGUUGACAGAUGAUGGAGUGGCUCCUCCCCCUCCGCUGCCUGGCCUUGCCGUGUAGGGCUGGGAGAUUGCAUCAUUAAAGAGGAUGAAGUCAUCCUGCAACAAAAGGCAGGCAGGGGGGAACAGGUGCUGCAUAUUUAAUUAGACAAGGGGGUGGGCCGUGGUGAUGCCAGACGAAUAUGCAAAUUUGAUGGCAGCCCUGGCCUGGCACGAGCUCAGCCCAGCUGACACAGAGAUAUUUAUGGGCAAGAUUAUGGUUUUCAUUUGGUCUCUUUAUUUGUCUCCUGUACUCAGUCACACACACACACACACACACACAUGCAUCUGCUUAUCACAUCUGCAUUGCAUCUUAACUACCUCCUAUCAGAGGUGCAUCUGAGAAAUGAGAAUGACUCUCUCUCUCUUUCUUCAUGCUAUGCUAGGAUAUCCCCAGACCGCUGUGCUUCCCUCUGCCCGUUGUGCUCUUUGUGUCAGAGUACUCAAUACCUCCUUGGGAUGUUUUCUUCCUUGGAGGCUAGGGAACAUAGGGACUAGGGAGUACUGUUCAUGAAAGGAGUAGAGAGUCCAUCCAUCCCCAGUUAGUGGAUGAUGGUGAAGGAGAGAAAGAGAGGGAAAUAUCAAGGGACAAUGAGGAGCAAGCGAGAGGGAAGGAACCAGGAAAAGGCAAAAAGGCAAUCGAUGUCUCUGGGCUUGUGUCAACAGGCAAUUAUUAAUGAUAAGGUGGACUCUGGCUCUUUGGCUCUGUGCCUCUGCAGUGGUGGAGUCAGGGAGCACUCCUCUAAGGUGUGAUAUGUGGGAGAGAGAGAGGGGGAAGGGGGAGAGAGAGGGCCUUGAAGGAGGUGGAGGGAGAAGGAUGGGGAUGGGGCACCACACACACACACCCCUCCUGUCUCUCUCUCUCUCUCACACUCUCACACACACACACACACACACACACACACACACACACACACACACACACACACCUCAGCUCACACUGUACUGUACAUCUCUGGGAGACAUCCAGUCCUUAACUGUCCAAUUAAGGUUGGCCCAGGGGGGAAAGAACAGAACAGAGCAGCUCUCUAGCCUCAGCCUCUCUCCUCUCUCUCCUUGGAGGAGCUGGGUAGUUGUUAACAGAUUGGGAGGUGUUAUUGUGAAGCAGUGUGGAUCAGGACGUCUCAGCCAGCCGGCCAGACCAGUCAGCCGGCCGGCCAGGGGUGUCUGUCUGAGAGGCUCACGCAACUGUGGUCACAGCAGAGAGGUCUUAGUGGUCUUAAGCCUAAUUGACUAAGAAAUAUAAUGAAAAGCCCCCAUCCUGGCAGGCAGAGGAACCCAGGCUGGCUUUUCUACUGAGCAGAGAACGAAGAGACAAUUAGAGCUAUAAUUAAGAGGAGUCAAACUGACAAAACAUAUGUUUUAUGUGAGACUAAUUCUCAGUUCCAUGAUGACUAAUACUAAAAGUCUACUGAAUAUAUUGAAAAAUAAAUGACACAUUUUGUGGUAAGUAGUACACCUAGAAAUGUGUUUGAGCUACCUCUCUAUCCUGCUACCCUUUAGCAAGAGCAUCUUCUCAAUUGACUGCCUUGGUUAGAUGGGGGCUACACUUGACUGAUUGAUUGAUUUACCAUUUAAACAGGAUUUGUGUCUGGCUAGCAGAUUCUCCUAGUGUGCCAAGGCAAACGCCAAGACCACACCAGCACCUCUCAUUCAGGCUUUUGGUACUUCCUCCUAAAACUCGUUUAGACCAAUUAGCAGAGGGCAUGCUGUCUUGUCACAGCCAGAUAGAAUCCAUCUCCUGACAGGGACCUAAACAGUUAGGAUGUUGAUGUUCAAAAUGUUCCAGAUAGAGGUGUAUUGUAUAGAAUAUAUAUAUAUAUAUAUAUAUAUAUUAUAUUAUGUGUAAUAAAGUGUCAUGCCAGGUCUAUGCAGUAAAUUUUUAUCUGCAACCCACCAGAUUGAAUAGGACCCAGGUGACUGUUGAACAGGUGUGGUAAACAAUUGUCAUAAGUAAAUGACGGUGACGGCAGCUAGUUCCUGUUCACACGCAUGUAACUGUACCGUACCUUACUGUAAACAACAGUGUUAGUCAGCCUGUCUGUUUCACUGAGAUACAAGGCUUCUUUAAUGAGUCGGUGUGUGGGUGGGAGAGUUUACAUCUCUCCUGGGUCUCUCUAUUGAAAUUCACAGAUUUCAUGCAUUUAUGAAUGAAACACAAAUUGAGAGAUACUGCACCUUUUAUGAAGCUAGGCAGCCUUGAUGUCAAUUCAGAAUUUGAAUUAUGAAUUUCAAAAUGACUGUAAUGCAAAUAUGCCAGGGCUUAUAUUUCCAUGUCAAUGUAUUUACUAAACUGAAUGAAAUGGAGCUCUGAUUGGAACAUUUAAACUUUAGACUAUCAUGGCCUGCAGUGGUACUUUCAUGCCAUCAGACAUGUGACUUUCCCAGUUAGCGCCAUACUGAGACACUGCGUGGGUGGCAGUCACACCACGGAGGAGUAGGAGAGAGUGGGAGGGUGUGAUGUCUGUCCUUGCGUGAUGGUUGUCAUGGUGGUGACAUGGUGAAAUACAGAGCGAUUAUUCCCAAAGUGGGUCAAAGACGGCAUGAGUCCAUAACUGCUGGCAGGGCAUAGUAACUUUGAAGAGGAGAGAGAGAGAAAGAGAGGAGGAGGAGAAGAUAGAACAAUGUAUUAACAAAUCCAGGGCACAUUUAGGGAACGCAGGCAGAGUGUUUGUGAUUAGUAUUUGUUAUCACAGCAGGCCCAUCUAAUCUGGUGGUGAAUCAGGGAGAGCAGGGAUUGGCUGAGGUGCUGCGGAGCCUCCUCUCCACGCUGGAGGUCAGGCCCUCUGGCUCCAGAUGGGUUCCUAUUGAUCGGAGGGAGCGUGGCGAUCCAGUUGCAGGCGUACACCAUCGAUUUUCUGCUGAAGUGCAGGACUGGAGAGCGCAGGCUGCAGGGGGUGGGGGUGCUGGAUGAAGGCUGGAGCACAGCAGUGCUGUCAGGUCAUCUUCUCAAAUAUCCAGAAGUAUUUUUUGUGCCGUUGACCUUCCCCCGAGUAGAAGAGACAUAUCUAUAUAACCACUUCCUCAGCAGGCACAGUGGCUUGUCAGUGUGGGCUGUGUGUAGCUUAAGCAAGCACUUUUAUUCACACACACACACACAAACCACUGACACUUUCCUUAACACACAUCAAUAACAUGCUCCCAGAAAGCUGCCAGUUCAGCAGAAAUCAACAUCUCUAAGCACCACUCUUACUAAUAUGCAUGUUUGGCAUCAAACAGUUCUAUGUCCACUUACUGUAUAUGGGGAGAAGAAUCUAAAUUCACGUUGAGUACCAGUAGUCAUAGACUUGAAUUAAAACAGUCACGUUGAGUACCAGUAGUCAUAGACUUUAAUUAAAACAGUCACGUUGAGUACCAGUAGUCAUAGAGACUUGAAUUAAUAAAGCACAGAGCUAAGAUUAUCGCUGAAUUCCAAAUAAAUUGGGUAUCUCUACACCAUUCUGGCGCUCCAAACCCCAUUCCUCAAGGCCUCGCUCAGCCACGUCCAUACAGCUUUAAUUAUAAUCCAAUCAACUCAUUAUCAUAGUUUACAUUCAUAUCUAAAGUGGGGCUCUAAUGCACAGACUCCUCCGGUCCUAUUAUAUUUAUUGUAUAUUUAUUCAUGGGUUUUGUAUAUAUUUAUUUUGGAUAUACAUUUUAAUUAGAACUUCAAACACUUUAGCAGCAGUCGGCUGAGGCAGAGCUUCCCUUUGAUCAGACGUCACUCGCCCUGCUUUCCUCUCUCUCUUUUCUCCUCUCCCCCUUACCCAUGGGCAUCUUGAUGCUAAUUGGCUGAGUGUUGCUCUUCUUGCCUGUCAGUCCAUCUGUUCGUCUAUGGAGAUUAAAGCAGUUGGGCCAGUCAUAAAGACGGGUUGAAUGGGUUCUGGGUUGCCAAUUGCCAGUUUCAGGAUGGAUAGUGAUGUUGUUGGAACUUUCCGUCAUAUCAGUUUUCAUGGCCCCGUGUAGUUUGCAACGCCAGGGUUGUGGGUUCGUUUCCCACGGGGGGCCAGCAUGAAAAAUGUAUGCACUUACUAACUGUAAGUCGCUCUGGAUAAGAGCAUCUGCUAAAUGACUAAAAUGUAAAUAAGUUACUCAUGGCUGUUCAGCCAGAAGAACGGCAAGACUGAGCUGAAUUAUUUGUUAGGUAGACAUUCAAGCAUGUCUUUGAAAUAUUCCUCUACUUUUUCUGCACCAAAGAGGAGUCAUAUCUCUGUGCUAUAUAUACACUGUAUGUGUGAACACAACACCUGAUAACUCCAUCCCUCUAUGUCCCUUUCUAAAAUAAUCCUAGUGAAGCAUUGACGUCAUAAUACCCAGCUUGUGUUAGAAAACAAGCAUGUUUGGUCUCUACAUCUGGGGAGAUUAUCUCCUGCAGAGUGUACAUCAUUGUCUCCCCUCCCUCCUCUACUCUCCUCCUUUCCUUUCCUCUCCCUACCCUUCCCCUCCUCCCUCCCUCUCCUGUGUGUUAAUGUGCUUGAAGUGGCCCGGCGGUCAAUGAGCUUGUAUUAACACCUGACUGGGAGCAGCGGGGCCGGGGCCGGCUGGUGUUUGUUCCUCCAUGGUGCCUCCCCUGGGCCCAACCCCCAGGCUGCAGGCAGAGGGAACGGAUCCCAUGAUCAAUAACAACAUCCUAGACCUAGCAGGCUGCUGAGAGAGGGUAGGAAAGAGAGAGGAGGGUGGAGAAAGGGUAGGAAAGAGAGGGGGAGGGAUAAUAUCCCACCCCUUUGUUUGUAUUGACUGCUAUUCACCUCUCUCUCUCUCUCUCUCGCUCUCUCUCUCUCUCUCUCUCUCUCUCUCUCUCUCUCUCUCAGGACAAUCAUAACAAAGUAUUUCUCUCCCUCCAUGUUUCUACCUUCUUCCCUCUCUCCUUCCAUCUAUUACUCUUUCUAUUUCUCAACUUCUCUUUUCUCUUCCUACCACACCUCACCCCCUCUCCUCUCCCUGUCUACCUCCCUCUCUCUAGGCCUUGGCCAUGGCGGAGGUGAAUGGUCCGGGGCCCCUGGUGGCCGAGCCGCAGAUUGCCAUGUUCUGUGGGCGUCAGCUGCUGCAUAUGAACCCUGAGACUGGCCAAUGGGAGCCUGACCCUCAGGGCCGCCAAGGCUGCUUCACAGAGCCCAACCAGAUCCUGUCCUACUGCCAAGAGGUAGGAGGCAACAACACUGCUAUGGUUAUGAGAUCGACCUCAUACUGCACUGUAAUGCUCAGCUCAUCUCCAAUGCAAUUCCAAUGCUGCUGCAAUAGCAUACUAGAAAGCAGAUACUUUAGAUAGGUGGAUGGAUUUAAAGAUCGAGUGGUAGAUACAGUGCCUUCAGAAAGUAUUCAUACCCCUUGACUUAUUCCACAUUUUGUUGCGUUACAGACUGAAUUCAAAAUUGAUAAAAAUAUUUUUGUUCUUACCCAUCUACACACAAUAAUGACAAAGUGAAAACAUGUUUUUGGAAAUGUUUGCUAAUUUAUUGAAAAUGAAAUAGAAAAAUAUUCAUUUACAUAAGUAUUCACACCCCUGAGUCAAUACUUUGUAGAAGCACCUUUGGCAGCGAUUACAGCUGUGAGUCUUUCUUGGUAAGUCUCAGUCUAAGGCACUGCAUCUCAGUGCUUGAGGUGUCACUACAGACCCCCUGGUUCGAUUCCAGGCUGUAUCACAACCGGCCGUGCUUGGGAGUCCCAUAGGGUGGCGCACAAUUGGCCCAGCGUUGUCCAGGUUUGGCCGGUGUAGGCCGUCAUUGUAAAUAAGAAUUUGUUCUUAACUGACUUACCUAGUUAAAUAAAUGUAAAAUAAAAAAUAAAACACCUGGAUUGUGCAACAUUUGCCCAUCAUUCUUUUCAAAAUUCUUCAAGCUGUUUUAAAUUGGUUGUUGAUCAUCGCUAGACAACCAUUUUCAGGUCUUGCCAUAGAUUUUCAAUUAGAUUUAAGUCAAAACUGUAACUCAGCCACUCAGGAACAUUUACUGUCUUCUUGAAAGCAACUCCAGUGUAGAUUUGGCCUUGUUUUUAGGUUAUUGUCCUGCUGAAAGGUGAAUUCAUCUCCCAGUGUCUGGUGAAAAGCAGACUGAACUAGGUUUUCCUCUAGGAUUUUAUCCGGAAAACUCCCCAGUCCUUAACGAUUACAAGCAUACCCAUAACGUGAUGCAGCCACAACUAUGCUUGAGAAUAUGGAGAGUGGGACUCAGUAAUGUGUUGUGUUGGAUUUGCCCCAAACAUAUAAAGGACAAAAAUGUAAUUGCUUUGCCACAUUUUUUGCAGUUUUACUUUAGUGCCUUGUUGCAAACAGGAUGCAUGUUUUGGAAUAUUUUUAUUCUGUACAUGCUUCCUUGUUUUCACUCUGUCAGUAAGGUUAGUAUUGUGGCGUACAGUAACUACAAUGUUGUUGAUCCAUCCUCAGUUUUCUCCUACCACAGCCAUUAAACUCUGUAACUCUUUUAAAGUCACCAUUGGCCUCAUGGUGAAAUUCCUGAGCGGUUUCCCUCCUCUCCGGCAACUAAGUUAGCAAGGACACCUGUAUCUUUGUAGUGACUGGGUGUAUUGAUACACCAUCCAAAGUUAAAUUAAUAACUUCACCAUGCUCAAAUAUAUUUAUUUUAAAAUUUUUACCCAUCUACCAAUAGGUGCCCUUCUUUGUGAGCCAUUGGAAAACAUCCCUGGUCUUUGUGGUUGAAUCUGUGUUUGAAAUUCACUGCUCAACUGAGGGACGUUACAGAUAAUUGUAUGUGUGGGGUACAGAGAUGAGGUAGUCAUUCAAAAAUAAUGUUAAACACUAUCGCACACGGAGUGAGUCCAUGCAACUUAUUAUAUGACUUGAUAAGCACAUUUUUACUCCUGAACGUAUUUAUGCUUGCCAUAACAAAGGGGUUGAAUACUUAUUGACUCAAGACAUUUCAGCUUUACAUUUUUUCUUGAUUUGUAAACAUAAAAAAAAAAAAUCAUUCCACUUUGAUAUUAUGGGGUAUUGUGUGUAGUAGGCCAGUGACCCCAAAAAAAUCUCAAUUUAAUCAAUUUUAAAUCCAGGCUGUAAUAACAACAUUCUGAAAAAGUCAAGGGGGUGAAUACUUUCUGAAGGCACUGUAAAUGGGUAGACAGACUGAUAGAUACAGUGGGGGAAAAAAGUAUUUAGUCAGCCACCAAUUGUGCAAGUUCUCCCACUUAAAAAGAUGAGAGAGGCCUGUAAUUUACAUCAUAGGUACACGUCAACUAUGACAGACAAAAUGAGAAAAAAAAAUCCAGAAAAUCACAAAAUCACAAAUUUUUUAUGAAUUCAUUUGCAAAUUAUGGUGGAAAAUAAGUAUUUGGUCAAUAACAAAAGUUUCUCAAUACUUUUAUAUACCCUUUGUUGGCAAUGACACAGGUCAAACGUUUUCUGUAAGUCUUCACAAGGUUUUCACACACUGUUUCUGGUAUUUUGGCCCAUUCCUCCAUGCAGAUCUCCUCUAGAGCAGUGAUGUUUUGGGGCUGUCGCUGGGCAACACGGACUUUCAACUCCCUCCAAAGAUUUUCUAUGGGGUUGAGAUCUGGAGACUGGCUAGGCCACUCCAGGACCUUGAAAUGCUUCUUACGAAGCCACUCUUCGUUGCCCGGGCGGUGUGUUUGGGAUCAUUGUCAUGCUGAAAGACCCAGCACGUUUCAUCUUCAAUGCCCUUGCUGAUGGAAGGAGGUUUUCACUCAAAAUCUCACGAUACAUGGCCCCAUUCAUUCUUUCCUUUACACGGAUCAGUCGUCCUGGUCCCUUUGCAGAAAAACAGCCCCAAAGCAUGAUGUUUCCACCCCCAUGCUUAACUCUUCGGAGUCUGGAGCUUUUUUGGCCGUUUUUGGGUACCUUCAAUUUUGCCCUGAUAUACUACAUAAAGAAAUGUUUACCAGACCAAUGUUGGGUAUCUUUUUUUUCAGCACAACCUCACCUAUAUGAUCUGUUAGUAAGUUUUUCACUUUGACAUACUAUUUCAACACACUGGACCCAAACACACACAGAAAACACAAAGUCCGUUUAGAAAAAAGAUGGUUUUUUUUAUUGUAAAACCCUCAAACAUGGUGAACCAAGCAUUUAAAAAGCUUCAAAUUGAACCACAAGGUGCAAAUAUGAACAUAUAAAAGUAUUUUGGUGAUAUAUACAAGCAAUAAAUAACUAUUUACAAUAAAAAGUAGGUAUAACCACUGGCGUUUUUCUUCUAUUCUAACCCUAAACCUUUUUGUGCCACUCCUCAAAACAGUUUCUGUCCAAAAUGAAAAAAAAAGCUUCAAAUUGAACCACAAAGUGCAAAUAUGAACAUAUAAAAGUAUUCUUGAGAUAUAUACAAGCAAUACACAACUAUUUACAAAAAAAGUAGGUAUAGCCACUGGCCUUUACCCUAUUUGUGCCACUCUUCAAAACAGUUCCUGUCCACAAUGACACAGAGAGCCACAUCACAGGCCUUGCACUUCCAUGGUGUGACAAACCUCUUCUUGUCAACUUGUUUACAGCGUUGACAAACCCUGCGGCCUGCUGUGGCUUUGUCUUUGGCCUCUGCAACAUUGGCAAUGGCCACAGGAACAUGGCUGGUGCUUUUUUGAAGUGGAACCCCUGUCUGAAAUACUAACUCGUGAAAAACUCUCCAAAACUACUCAUGAACUGAACUAAUUCCUCUCGUUCGUUCUUUCGCAAUGGCUAGUUGUCAUGGGAAUGAAUGUUUAUAUACUCGUGUGCAUCCUGAAGAACCGGGUUAGCACAAGCACACGUUUUUUUCCGUUCCUUUUUAUCACAAAAGACGACAAAGUUAUUAUAAUAAAUGCAAAGCGCUCAUAAAAGAGCGCAUAUUUUGACGCACUUUUUUCAUGGAAUUGAAAUUAUCAUAACUUUGGUUUUAGUUGGUGUAUUUACAUGAAACAAACACUCAAAACGUAGCUUCGGGUCUCCAUUUCUGCAUGAAAUCGACGGCAGCCCUCUGCGUCACUUGGUUUGGAUGCUGCGCGGUCCUAAAGCCGGCCCGCGAUUUGAACGCGCCGAAGCGUUCGCCGACUCGGAAGAGUUAACAGUAGGUAUGGUGUUCUUUGGAUGCAACUCAGCAUUCUUUGUCCUCCAAACACGACGAGUUGAGUUUUUACCAAAAAGUUAUAUUUUGGUUUCAUCUGACCAUAUGACAUUCUCCCAAUCCUCUUCUGGAUCAUCCAAAUGCACUCUAGCAAACUUCAGACGGGCCUGGACAUGUACUGGCUUAAGCAGGGGGACACGUCUUGCACUGCAGGAUUUGAGUCCCUGGCGGCGUAGUGUGUUACUGAUGGUAGGGUUUGUUCCUUUGGUCCCAGCUCUCUGCAGGUCAUUCACUAGGUCCCCCCGUGUGGUUCUGGGAUUUUUGCUCACCGUUCUUGUGAUCAUUUUGACCCCAUGGGGUGAGAUCUUGCGUGGAGCCCCAGAUCGAGGGAGAUUAUCAGUGGUCUUGUAUGUCUUCCAUUUCCUAAUAAUUGCUCCCACAGUUGAUUUCUUCAAACCAAGCUGCUUACCUAUUGCAGAUUCAGUCUUCCCAGCCUGGUGCAGGUCUACAAUUUUGUUUCUGGUGUCCUUUGACAGGUCUUUGGUCUUGGCCAUAGUGGAGUUUGGAGUGUGACUGUUUGAGGUUGUGGACAGGUGUCUUUUAUACUGAUAACAAGUUCAAACAGGUGCCAUUAAUACAGGUAACGAGUGGAGGACAGAGGAGCCUCUUAAAGAAGAAGUUACAGGUCUGUGAGAGCCAGACAUCUUGCUUGUUUGUAGGUGACCAAAUACUUAUUUUCCACCAUAAUUUGCAAAUAAAUUCAUUAAAAAUCCUACAAUGUGAUUUUCUGGAUUUUUUUUUCUCAAUUUGUCUGUCAUAGUUGACGUGUACCUAUGAUGAAAAUUACAGGCCUCUCAUCUUUUUAAGUGGGAGAACUUGCACAAUUGGUGGCUGACUAAAUACUUUUUUUCCCCCACAGUAGAUAGAUCACACAACAUUACGAAUAGGAGUAGUAGUAACCAACCCUAAUCUCCCACUCUGUCUCACUUGGUUUGUCUUGUCCUAUCAAAUCUAUAUAUUUCCGUAUAUAUAGUGGAGUGAUGGUGGUCAGGAGGAAAUAUUUCUUGAUAUUUCCUGAAUAUUAAUACUAUCAUCCAUCGAUCUUCCUGCUGUUAGCUGCCACGUUUAUCCCCCUAAUUCCUGAAAGUCUCCUGCAUGCCAAACUUAAGGCAUAUCAAUGGCACAACAGGCCUAGCCACAGCCUUGGUUUGAUUAGUUACUCGCUGCUCCCCCUCCCAAAGAAGAGCAAGGAGCCUGUUUUUAUAAAUGGACAUCAUGAGCCACCUGUUGGCUAAAUGAAGCACAGCAUGUAAAGAAAACAGCAGUCACACAGUUCAAAUCAAUCAAAUUUUAUUUACCGAAUACAACAGGUGCAGACAUUACAGUGAAAUGCUUACUUACAGCCCUUAACCAACAGUGCAUUUAUUUUUAACAAAAAAGUAAAAAUAAAACAACAACAAAAGUGUUGAGAAAAAAAAGAGCAGAAGUAAAAUAUAAUAACAGUAGGGAGCCUAUAUAUACAGGGGGGUACCGGUGCAGAGUCAAUGUGCGGGGGCACCGGCUAGUUGAGGUAGUUGAAGUAAUAUGUACAUGUGGGUAGAGUUAAAGUGACUAUGCAUAAAUAAUUAACAGAGUAGCAGCAGCGUAAAAGGAUGGGGUGGGGGGGCAGUGCAAAUAGUCCGGGUAGCCAUGAUUAGCUGUUCAGGAGUCUUAUGGCUUGGGGGUAGAAGCUGUUGAGAAGUCUUUUGGACAUAGACUUGGCACUCCGGUACCGCUUGCCGUGCGGUAGCAGAGAGAACAGUCUAUGACUAGGGUGGCUGGAGUCUUUGACAAUUUUGAGGGCCUUCCUCUGACACCGCCUGGUAUAGAGGUCCUGGAUGGCAGGAAGCUUGGCCCCAGUGAUGUACUGGGCCGUACGCACUACCCUCUGUAGUGCCUUGCGGUCGGAGGCCAAGCAGUUGCCAUACCAGGCGGUGAUGCAACCAGUCAGGAUGCUCUCGAUGGUGCAGCUGUAGAAUUUUUUGAGGAUCUGAGGACCCAUGCCAAAUCUUUUCAGUCUCCUGAGGGGGAAUAGGCUUUGUUGUGCCCUCUUCACGACUGUCUUGGUGUGCUUGGACCAUGAUAGUUCGUUGGUGAUGUGGACUCCAAUGAACUUGAAGCUCUCAACCUGUUCCACUACAGCCCCGUCGAUGAGAAUGGGGGCGUGCUCAGUCCUCUUUUUUUUUCCUGUAGUCCACAAUCAUCUCCUUUGUCUUGGUCACGUUGAGGGAGAGGUUGUUAUCCUGGCACCACACAGCCAGGUCUCUGAUCUCCUCCCUAUAGGCUGUCUCAUCGUUGUCGGUGAUCAGGCCUACCACUGUUGUGUUGUCGGCAAACUUAAUGAUGGUGUUGGAGUCGUGCCUGGCCAUGCAGUCAUGGGUGAACAGGGAGUACAGGAGGGGACUGAGCACGCAUCCCUGAUGGGCCCCCGUGUUGAGGAUCAGUGUGGCAGAUGUGUUGUUACCUACCCUUACCACCUGGGGGCGGCCCGUCAGGAAGUCCAGGAUCCAGUUGCAGAGGGAGGUGUUUAGUCCCAGGAUCCUUAGCUUAGUGAUGAGCUUUGAGGGUCGUAUAGUGUUGAAUGCUGAGCUGUAGUCAAUGAAUAGCAUUCUCACGUAGGUGUUCCUCUUGUCCAAGUGGGAAAGGGCAGUGUGGAGUGCAAUAGAGAUUGCAUCAUCUGUGGAUCUGUUGGGGCGGUAUGCAAAUUGGAGUGGGUCUAGGGUUUCUGGGAUAAUGCUGUUGAUGUGAGCCAUGACCAGCCUUUCAAAGCACUUCAUGGCUACAGACGUCAGUGCUACGGGUCGGUAGUCAUUUAGGCAGGUUAUCUUAGAGUCCAGUUGAAAUGGCUGUAAUGUGAUUACCCAGCUCAUUAUGCGUCUGUGAUUGCUUUUCCACAAAAGCAUUCCUUUUUCCUCAACGUCUGUGGAUCCGGCUCUCAGAGAGCGUGCCAAAUACAUUUCUCAAUCCAUUAAACCUCAUUAUAGGGCAGUGUUUAUGCCAUUGCCCUACAUUAUAAUUGAAAGUAGUCAGAUGUGAAAUUGGGAUUAUUGAAAGAAUUGGAAGUGGGAUCGUAUAGGUCAACUUGUUUUCAGACUGCAAUUUUCCCUACAAUUUAAGGAGAUCAGUGAACGACGUGCAUAGUCAGAAAAUAGACCCUUAGGGCCAAAGUGUUUCACACCGUUGCAUGAGUCUCUCCUUUGUUACCUUUCUCCCUUCCUUCUUCCCUCUCCUCCUCUCUCCUCCUCUCUCCCUCUCCUCCUCUCUCCCUCUGUCUGUACUGUACGUCUCCCCUCCCCUCAACCCUCCUUUUUCCCUCUCAAUUUGUCUGACCCUGUUGUAUCUUUCCUCUCUCUCGUCCUAACUCCUCCCUGAUGUCCUGUCUGUCCAUAUCGUCCGUCCAUCUGUCCCUCCGUCUGUCUGUCUCCUCGCCGUCUGUCUGUCCGUCCAUCUGUCCAACCAGAUGUAUCCAGCCCUGCAGGUCUCCCAUGUGGAGGAGUCCUCCAGCCCCGUCACCAUCCCAGCCUGGUGUAAGAAGGGCUGGGGCCACUGCCAGACACGGCCCUUCAUCGUCAUGCCCUACCGCUGCCAGGGUAAGAACCACACGUGUGCAAUGUCUUCACCCUCAGCCUCAUCAUCAUCAUCAUUAUAAUAUUCAGCAUAUCCCUACACAAACAUCACUCAAAACAUUGCACAACUUCCCUAAGAUCACCCGCCCCAUAUCUGAGGAUAACUUUAUUAUGUUAAUAAGUAACAUCAUGUCAUCAUUAUGUUUAAUACAAAGCACGUAAUUUCAAUGAUAUGGUUAAGUAGCGUUCAAAUUCAGCCUCGGGGAAGUAAUAUAAGAAACGGACAUGGUAUGUUUAAUAGUUCAUUUGAAUGGAUUCCAUUGUCAAAGCUUUGUAAGGUGCAUCAAAAUGGUGGAAAGGUCUUUCAGUCUGUGUUGAAUGUUAACCCAUUUGUUCCCACAUUUUUCCCCAGACGUGCCACUAUGCAAAUCUUAUGCUAUUUAGUAACCCUAACAUGUAAUCCAUAUUGCUUUAAAAAAUAAUGAUAUUUGAAAAGUAUGUACAAAAAAAGAGUUUUAUUCUCAGUCACAAUUGUGACCGAUGGGAACAUACAGUGCUCUGCCUAAAAUAAAAUGAACAGACAUUUGCCCCAAUAUCUACUGUAUAUAUCUCCACCCACUUACCCACACACCUAAACCCAAUUACCCACACACCCCAGCCCUCUUACCCCCAUGCCCUAACCCUAACACCCACAUGCCAAUACCCUAAUAUUGAUACAAUCAAGUACCAAUACACCCAUAUCCUAGCCCUGAAUGCCCUAUUUGUUACUCAUAGACCCCAGUCCCUUUGCCAAUACACCUCAUCCUUGAUACUUGCCUAUCUCAGCCCUGUUACAAACUUUCCUUAGGCCUGUAUUCCCCAAGUCACCAACAGUAACCUGUAUCCAGAUAUUCGUUGCACACCCCAACCCUGUUAUUUGCAUAUCUUAGUCCUGUGAUCUCUGACCUGUAUACGCUAAUAAUUUAAUAGAUAAACUCACAGUACAGUGGUAUGUUGCCAGAAAGGAUUUGAAUGGGCAAUAGACAUCCAUCCAGACCCAUUACCUGUAUGAACCUUGUGUAUCCCUACACUCUUAGAAAAAAGGGUUCCGAAAGGGUUCUUUGUUCGGCUGUCCCUAUAGGGAAACUCUUUUUGGUUCGAGGUAGAAUCCUUUUGGGUUCCAUGUAGAACCCUCUGGAAAAGGUUCUACAUGGAAUCCAAAAUAGUUCUACCUGGAACCAUAUUAAUACAAACCAGUUUUACACCUGCACUUCUAACCCAAUAUUGAUUAAAAACAUUUUUUUUAAAACAGGUCUACUGCUACGUCAGCCCCAAUUGUCAUAAGAAAAUAGGUGUACUUCUGCAUUUUAGCCCCAAUAUUCAUGUAAACCAGAUCUACACUUGUACUUCAGCUCCGAUUUACAUACCUAUAAAGUAUGCACCUGUGUUUGAACCCAAUUAGUCAACUAAGCCAGGUCUAAAUGUGCCGAAGCCUGAAUACUGUCCCAAUAAACCAGGUCUACCCUUGUGACUAUUCAGCAAAACUCACAUAAACCAGGUCUACCAUUGUGCAAGAGACACUAAACAAACCUAUUAACAUUAAAUAUAUAUUUAUUACACAAAUUCAGUGUAUGGGUCUAUACAUGGCCAAUUCCCUCUGAAAUAACAAAAUAUGAUGUUUUACAGUCAGUCACUUAUUUAAACAAAUGUAAAGACUAAUGAAUAAUGGUAAAAUCCUAUUUAAGAUCAUCUUGAUCAGGUAUAUCCAUAACCCAACUCAACUUCAAUCUACUGAAAAAAAGUAAUAAUCUGCUAUGGUUAAAUAUACAUAAUACGUAAGAGCCAUUGGUCACGUGACCGCUUAAAUAUUUUCAUAUACCACGAGCAUCAUGAAUUAAAUGUAUUGAAAAUGAAGGCACAUAUGUAAACUACACCUUUUAAACAUAUUUACAAAUAAAAUAUUUGAAAGUUCCAACAAUGUAUUCAUUUUUUAAGCUGUUGAAUACUUCUGGUGCCAAAUUCGUCUGUAAAAGUACACCUUGGAGAUGUAUGCUUGUGGUCUUGUGACCAUUUUGAGAAGUCAUAUGAAACUUCUCAGAAUCAUACUAGACACCUUAACAAUGCAAAACAUAUGACUUAUUUGUUCAUAAAUACAACUUUAACUUCUCUAGAGCCUGUAAAGUAGAAAAGUUAUUUUUUUCACUAUUGUGACCGAUGGAAUCAAAUGGCUUAAAUGAAAAUCUGAAAUGAAGCAUAUUUCACAUUGUUCUGUCCUUGACUGACUGACUGACUGACUGACUGCAGCUAUUGAAAGUAGAACUGCAGGCAGCAGCACACCAUGGUGUUCUGGAUCAUUCUCCACUCCCCACCUCGUCCUCAGCUCAGAUAGUGCAGAGGCACUGUAAUGAGUUGGCAUUAUCUUAUUAUACUGAACCUUUUCGGUUCAAGUCUCUCUCUGUGUGCAUGUCUCUAUCUCUUUGCUCACUCACUCCUUCUCCCUCUCUUGGGUUUAUGGAUGUUUAUGAACGUUUUUGAUGUUAAAAAUUUUUGCCAACCAAGGCAAAAUAUAAAAUAUUCUCCCUCUCAUUCCAUUUCCCUCCCUCCCGCUCUCUCUCUGUCUCUCUGUCUCUCUGUCUCUCUGUGUCUCUGUGUCUCUGUGUCUCUAUGUCUCUCUGUCUCUAUGUCUCUCUAUCUCUGUCUCUGUCUGAAGUGGGUGAGUAUGUGAGUGAGGCCCUGUUGGUUCCAGACCGAUGCCGUUUCCUGCACCAGGAGCAGAUGGAUGCCUGUGAGAGCUACGUCUACUGGCACAACAUAGCCAAGGAGGUGCGGGCUGGGAUACAUUAUAUUAACUGAGAUUAUAUUAGAGUUAAUGAAAUUAUGCCUAAAUGAUAUUACAUUUUUCAAUUAAUUUCUUACGUUUUAAUUGGGUUUUAACACCGCUAUGACUCUUUAUAGAGAGUUAGCAUAGACUGCUAUGAGACAUUAAACUUGGACUUGGACUAAUUGAGUCAAUAACUAAACUGCAGUGUAGACUGCAGUAAAAGACUGGGGCUGGAAGCUAACUGUACCCAGCUGGGUGUAGUGUAACAGAUUGUAUCAUACUGCAUCAGCAGAGAGAGCUGCUAGGGGAGUUUAUUAUAUGCCAGGGAGGUGAGGUAGUUUAUUAGAGACCAGGGAGGUGAGGUAGUUUAUUAGAGACCAGGGAGGUGAGGUAGUUUAUUAUAUGCCAGGGAGGUGAGGUAGUUUAUUAUAUGCCAGGGAGGUGAGGUAGUUUAUUAUAUGCCAGGGAGGUGAGGUAGUUUAUUAUAUGCCAGGGAGGUGAGGUAGUUUAUAUAUGCCAGGGAGGUGAGGUAGUUUAUAUAUGCAGGGAGGUGAGGGUAGUUAUUAUAUGCCAGGGAGGUGAGGGUAGUUUAUUAUAUGCCCAGGGAGGGUGAAGUAGUUUAUUAUAUGCCAGGGAGGUGAGGUAGUUUAUUAGAGGCCAGGGAGGUGAGGUAGUUUAUUAUAUGCCAGGGAGGUGAGGUAGUUUAUUAUAUGCCAGGGAGGUGAGGUAGUUUAUUAUAUGCCAGGGAGGUGAGGUAGUUUAUUAUAUGCCAGGGAGGUGAGGUAGUUUAUUAUAUGCCAGGGAGGUGAGGUAGUUUAUUAUAUGCCAGGGAGGUGAGGUAGUUUAUUAUAUGCCAGGGAGGUGACGUAGUUUAUUAUAUGCCAGGGAGGUGAGGUAGUUUAUUAGAGGCCAGGGAGGUGAGGUAGUUUAUUAUAUGCCAGGGAGGUGAGGUAGUUUAUUAUAUGCCAGGGAGGUGAGGUAGUUUAUUAUAUGCCAGAGAGGUGAGGUAGUUUAUUAUAUGCCAGGGAGGUGAGGUAGUUUAUUAUAUGCCAGGGAGGUGAGGUAGUUUAUUAUAUGCCAGGGAGGUGAGGUAGUUUAUUAUAUGCCAGGGAGGUGAGGUAGUUUAUUAUAUUAUUAUAUGCCAGGGAGGUGAGGUAGUUUAUAUAUGCCAGGGAGGUGAGGUAGUUUAUUAUAUGCCAGGGAGGUGAGGUAGUUUAUUAUAUGCCAGGGAGGUGAGGUAGUUUAUUAGAGCCCAGGGAGGUGAGGUAGUUUAUUAUAUGCCAGGGAGGUGAGGUAGUUUAUUAUAUGCCAGGGAGGUGAGGUAGUUUAUUAUAUGCCAGGGAGGUGAGGUAGUUUAUUAGAGACCAGGGAGGUGAGGUAGUUUAUUAUAUGCCAGGGAGGUGAGGAAGUUUAUUAGAGGCCAGGGAGGUGAGGUAGUUUAUUAUAUGCCAGGGAGGUGAGGUAGUUUAUUAUAUGCCAGGGAGGUGAGGUAGUUUCUUAUAUGCCAGGGAGGUGAGGUAGUUUUAUUAUAUGCCAGGGAGGUGAGGUAGUUUAUUAUAUGCCAGGGAGGUGAGGUAGUUUAUUAGAGACCAGGGAGGUGAGGUAGUUUUUAUAUGCCAGGGAGGUGAGGCAGUUUAUUGGAGACCAGGGAGGUGAGGGCAGUUUAUUAGAGACCAGGGAGGUGAGGUUGUUUAUUAGAGGCCAGGGAGGUGAGGUAGUUUAUUAGAAACCAGGGAGGUGAGGUAGUUUUUAUAUGCCAGGGAGGUGAGGUAGUUUAUUAGAGGCCUGGGAGGUGAGGUCGUUUAUUAGAGGCCAGGGAGGUGAGGUAGUUUAUUAUAUGCCAGGGAGGUGAGGUAGUUUAUUAUAUGCCAGGGAGGUGAGGUAGUUUAUUAGAGACCAGGGAGGUGAGGUAGUUUAUUAUAUGCCAGGGAGGUGAGGUAGUUUAUUAGAGGCCUGGGAGGUGAGGUAGUUUAUUAGAGGCCAGGGAGGUGAGGUAGUUUAUUAGAGACCAGGGAGGUGAGGUAGUUUAUUAGGGGCCAGGGAGGUGAGGUAGUUUAUUAGAGACCAGGGAGGUGAGGUAGAUUAUUAUAUGCCAGGGAGGUGAGGUAGUUUAUUAGAGACCAGGGAGGUGAGGUAGUUUAUUAUAUGCUAGGUUGGUGAGGUAGUUUAUUAGAGACCAGGGAGGUGAGGUAGUUUAUUAGAGACCAGGGAGUUGAGGUAGUUUAUUAGAGGCCAGGGAGGUGAGGUAGUUUAUUAGAGACCAGGGAGGUGAGGUAGUUUAUUAUAUGCCAGGGAGGUGAGGUAGUUUAUUAUAUGCCAGGGAGGUGAGGUAGUUUAUUAUAUGCCAGGGAGGUGAGGUAGUUUAUUAUAUGCCAGGGAGGUGAGGUAGUUUAUUAUAUGCCAGGGAGGUGAGGUAGUUUAUUAUAUGCCAGGGAGGUGAGGUAGUUUAUUAGAGCCCAGGGAGGUGAGGUAGUUUAUUAUAUGCCAGGGAGGUGAGGUAGUUUAUUAUAUGCCAGGGAGGUGAGGUAGUUUAUUAUAUGCCAGGGAGGUGAGGUAGUUUUUUAGAGACCAGGGAGGUGAGGUAGUUUUUAUAUGCCAGGGAGGUGAGGAAGUUUAUUAGAGGCCAGGGAGGUGAGGGUACUUUAUUAUAUGCCAGGGAGGUGAGGUAGUUAUGAGAGCCCAUGGGAGGUGCGGUAGGUUUUAUUAAUUGCCAGGGAGGUGAGGUAGUUUUUUUAUAUGCCAUGGGAGGUGAGGGAAGUUUUAUUAUAUUGCCAGGGGAGUGAGGAAAGGUUUUAUUAUAUGCCAGGGAGGUGAGGUAGUUAUUAUAUUCGGCCAGGGAGGUGAGGUAGUUUAUUAUAUGCCAGGGAGGUGAGGUAGUUUUUAUAUGCUCCGGGAGGUGAGGAAGUGUUAUUAUAUGCCAGGGAGGUGAGGUAGGGUUUAUUAUAUAUCAGGGAGGGUGAGGUAGUUUUAUUAUAUGCCAGGGAGGUGAGGUAGUUAUUAGAGCCAGGGGAGGUGAGGUAGUUUUAUAUGCCAGGGAGGUGAGGUAGUUUAUUAGAGACCAGGGAGGUGAGGAUGUUUAUUAGAGACCAGGGAGGUGAGGUAGUUUAUUAGAGGCCAGGGAGGUGAGGUAGUUUAUUAGAGGCAGGGAGGUGAGGUAGUUUAUUAGAGGCCAGGGAGGUGAGGUAGUUUAUUAUAUGCCAGGGAGGUGAGGUAGUUUAUUAUAUGCCAGGGAUGUGAGGUAGUUUAUUAGAGGCCAGGGAGGUGAGGUAGUUUAUUAUAUGCCAGGGAGGUGAGGUUAGUUUAUUAGAGGACCAGGGAGGUGAGGUAGGUAGUUUAUUAUAUGCUAGGUUGGUGAGGUUGUUUAUUAGAGACUAGGGAGGUGAGGUUUGUUUAUUAGAGGCCAGGGAGGUGAGGUAGUUUAUUAGAGACCAGGGAGGUGAGGUAGUUUAUUAUAUGCUAGGUUGGUGAGGUUGUUUAUUAGAGACCAGGGAGGUGAGGUUGUUUAUUAGAGGCCAGGGAGGUGAGGAAGUUUAUUAGAGGCCAGGGAGGUGAGGUAGUUUAUUAUAUGCCAGAGAGGUCAGAGAGGUGAAGGUAGUUUAUUAGAGCCCAGGGAGGUGAGGUAGUUUUUAUAUGCCAGGGAGGUGAGGUAGUUUUUAUAUGCCAGGGAGGUGAGGUAGUUUAUUAUAUGCCAGGGAGGUGAGGUAGUUUAUUAGAGGCCAGGGAGGUGAGGUAGUUUAUUAGAGGCCAGGGAGGUGAGGUAGUUUAUUAGAGGCCAGGGAGGUGAGGUAGUUUAUUAUAUGCCAGGGAUGUGAGGUAGUUUAUUAGAGGCCAGGGAGGUGAGGUAGUUUAUUAGAGGCCAGGGAGGUGAGGUAGUUUAUUAGAGACCAGGGAGGUGAGGUAGUUUAUUAUAUGCCAGGGAGGUGAGGUAGUUUAUUAGAGGCCAGGGAGGUGAGGUAGUUUAUUAUAUGCCAGAGAGGUGAGGUAGUUUAUUAGAGGCCAGGGAGGUGAGAUAGUUUAUUAGAGACCAGGGAGGUGAGGUAGUUUAUUAUAUGCCAGGGAGGUGAGGUAGUUUAUUAGAGCCAAGGGAGGUGAGGUAGUUUAUUAGAGACCAGUGAGGUGAGGUAGUUUAUUAGAGCCAAGUGAGAUGAGGUAGUGUAUUAGAGGCCAGGUAGGUGAGGUAGUUUAUUAUAUGCCAGGGAGGUGAGGUAGUUUAUUAGAGCCCAGGGAGGUGAGGUAGUUUAUUAGAGGCCAGGGAGGUGAGGUAGUUUAUUAGAGACCAGGGAGGUGAGGUAGUUUAUUAUAUGCCAGAGAGGUGAGGUAGUUUAUUAGAGACCAGGGAGGUGAGGUAGUUUAUUAGAGGCCAGGGAGGUGAGGUAGUUUAUUAUAUGCCAGGGAGGUGAGGUAGUUUAUUAGAGCCAAGGGAGGUGAGGUAGUUUAUUAUAUGCCAGGGAGGUGAGGUAGUUUAUUAGAGACCAGGGAGGUGAGGUAGUUUAUUAGAGGCCAGGGAGGUGGUAGUUUAUUAGAGGCCAGGGAGGUGGUAGUUUAUUAGAGGCCAGGAAGGUGGUAGUUUAUUAGAGGCCAGGAAGGUGGUAGUUUAUUAGAGGCCAGGAAGGUGGUCGUUUAUUAGAGACCAGGGAGGUGGUCGUUUAUUAGAGGCCAGGGAGGUGAGUUAGGUUGUAGUUUUUAUAUCUCACCUUCAUCAUGCUGAGGAAGAGGUUACCCCCUGUUGUGUUUCCUUCACCUCCUGCUAGUUAGUUCCCUUUGAUCACGCUCACAUUUCCUCUCUUUUUCUAUACACCUCUGAUCUCUCUCUCGUUCACCUUGUUCUUUUCCAAUCUUGAUCCAUGUUUAACAGAUUUCUCAUCCUCUCUCUUUCUGUUUCAGGCCUGCACAGCAGACAGUCUGGAGCUGCAUAGUUAUGGGAUGCUGUUGCCGUGCGGCGACCGUUUCCGUGGGGUGGAGUAUGUGUGCUGCCCGGGGAGGGGCGGGUCCAGUGGCAGGGGGGAGACAGAGGGAGGGGACGCUCUCCCAGCAGGACACCAGGCCCUCACCCCUCAGGCCAAAGUCAAUACAGGGUGAGUCCCAUUACCCCUGCUGUCUGUGGUGAUGAUGGUGAUGAUGAUCAUAAUGUUUGACCUUGUACCCCAUUCCUAGAGUCAAAGUGACAACACCCACCCCGAGCCCCUCUCCUGACACCGAUGUGGACGAGACAGACAUGGAGGAGGAAGAUGAUGAGAUGGUGGAAGAGGAUGAGCAGGUGGAGGAAGAAGAAGAAGAGGAGGAGGAGGCAGUAGAGGAUGAAGAGGAGGAGGAGGAGGAGGAGGAGGUGCAGCAGGAGGUUGCAGCAGCAGUGAAAGACCCAGAGGAGUAUGAGUACUCCAUUGACUCUGGCCCCUACCAGGCUUCUGACUACACAGACUCCUUCUACUAUGAGAAAGGCCAGGGUCAGGCUGGUCGCAACCCCUCCACAUCCCCACCCCAGAUCAGGGGAGACAGCCGUGAGUAACCCUCUACCUUCUAUCUCACAGUUACAUCUUUGGCCUCUCCAGAAACAAUCCUUAGCCCCUACUUACCACCUCUCCACUAGAUCUGAGAGGAUUUCAUGGGCAUAAACUUUAUAGGAAUAUCACUUUGCCCUAGAUGGAAUUUUAUCCAUAUUGUCUAUAUUCUUACCUACAAAAGUGGAGAAGUGGGGUAUUGAGUAGUGGCUAGGUUUUGUGUCUGGUCUGGACCUUUCUCUCUAAAGGCCAGUCUCAGUAAGGGAAUGGACUGUAGUUGCUUCCCUUAGAGUGGUUAAUAGGGCAGUAAAAAUACUGGGUAAAUGCUGACAUCACUCUCCAAUCUCCCACUUACUCUUACUUACUGGGGAAUGAACUGUAGUGCCCAGUUAGCAUCUCCAAUACUUUCUCUCUCUCACUCUAUCUCUUUGUAAUAGACUAAGCAUGAUUACGCACACACACACACACACACUCACCAUGCCUAUCUGUCUGGCUGGAUGUAGGAGUUAGAUAGGAGUGGCUGGCUGAUGUAUUUACAGCACUACUCGUCUCCAACUCAAUAAUGCUGCCCACUCACCCUACUAUCUGGAUCAAUCUCUCUCUCUCUCUCUCUGGGUAAUGGCAAUGAUUGGGAUAUCUUUCUGUCUUCCUCAUCCUCCCCUCUGUCUUUCAUUCUGCUGCACUGACUAUACCUCCAUCUCUCCUCUCUCUCUUCUCUCCUUCUCUGUUUUCCAUCCUUUAUUCUGCCUCCCUCCCUCCAUCUAUCUCUAUCCUCUCUCUCGUCUCUCCUUCUCUGUUUUCCAUUCUUUAUUCUGCCUCCCUCCAUCUAUCUCUAUCCUCUCUCGUCUCUCCUUCUCUGUUUUCCAUUCUUUAUUCUGCCUCCCUCCAUCUAUCUCUAUCAUCUCUCUCCCUCCAUCUAUCUCUAUCCUCCCUCUCUCUCCCUCCGUCUAUCUCUAUCCUCUCUCUCCCUCCAUCUAUCUCUAUCCUCUCUCUCCCUCCUCUCGUUCCCCUCUUCUCUUUAUCCCCUUCUCCUCCUUCUCCUCUGCAGUGCCCACCCCUCGCCCCACAGAUGGUGUGGAUGUUUACUUUGAGAUGCCAGGGGACGACAGCGAACACGCCAACUUCCUGCGUGCCAAGAUGGACCUGGAGGAGCGGCGAAUGAAACGCAUCAAUGAGGUAAGGGGGGCAGAAAGGCGGGUUUGGACAGGCAAUGAACCAAUAAGAUGAGGCCAGGUCUGCUGUGCUGUUUCCAUAUCUGUGAUCUCCUACAGAACACACUGUUGACAGACGGGGGCAAAUUGCUCUGGGACUUGAAGUGAGGUCUUAAUGCAAUAUUAAUAUAUUGGGAGAAUCUCAAUUGCAUACUCCUCGUGUCCUCUCUCCUCAACUCCUUCUCAAAACCCAUUGGUGGAGAAGGUCAGAGGGGAGGGACCGCUGGCUUUCUCAUCCAGGAGAGUGGACGUGAGGAGUAUGCAAUUGAGAUUGUCCCACUGUUUACUUCAAGUGAACCAAGCCAAGUGAAUACCCAAGAUCAGGCAGACUUUUUUAGUAGCUGCAGAUUGAGACGGAUAUGGAGCAUUUUAAACAUCAGAAUGGUCCUCAGUGGAUUCCUGUCUAUGAGGAAAUCAGUACUUGGCUCUGAGUGUGUGUGAAUGACGUUAACUCAUCUUGCCUUUUCAGAUCAUGAAGGAAUGGGCUGAGGCUGACAACCAGUCCAAGAACCUGCCCAAGUCUGACCGCCAGGCCCUUAAUGAGGUUAAGGAGGUGGAAUAGGAAGAGGAGGGGAUGGAAGAAAGGAGAACGGGAUUAAAGAAGGAAGAAAAGAUGAGACAGAUACUCAUAUGCCUAUUAACGCAACGAUUAUCCCCUUCUCCUCUCCUCUCCCCCCAGCAUUUCCAGUCUGUGUUGCAGACUCUGGAGGAGCAGGUGGCAGGGGAGAGACAGAGGCUGGUGGAGACCCACCUGGCCCGCGUGGUGGCCACCCUCAACAACAACCGCAGACUGGCCUUGGAGAGCUACCUGACCGCCGUGCAGGCCGAGCCCCCACAGGUCAGUAGACAGCAGCGGCAGCAGGGAUAUCUACAUUUUGUUAAGCAGAGCGCAUGACUGUACAGAACUGCAACGCUGCUGGGUUUUUCACAUUCAACAAUUUCCUGUGUGUAUCAAGAAUGGUCCACCACCCAAAGGACAUCCAGACAACUGUGGGAAGCAUUGGAGUCAACAUGGGGCAGCAUCCCUGUGGAGCGCUUUCAACACCUUGUAGAGCCCAUGCCCCAACUAAUUGAGGCUGUUCUGAGGGCAAAAGAGAGGGUGCAACUUAAUAUUAGGAAGGUGUGCAUCACAGUGCUUAAGGCAUCACUACAGCCCCGGGUUCAAUCCCAGGCUGUGUCACAGCCGGCCGUGACCGGGAGACCCAUGAGGCGGCGCACAAUUGGCCCAGCGUCGUCCGGGUUAGGGGAGGGUUUGGCCGGCCGGCCGGGAUUUCCUUGUCCCAUCGUGCUCUAGCGACUCCUUGUGGCGGGCUGGGCGCCUGCAAGCUGACUUCGGUCGUCAGUUGGACGGUGUUUCCUCCGACACAUUGGUGCGGCUGGCUUCCGGGUUAAGCGAGCAGUGUGUCAAGAAUCAGUGCGGCUUGGCAGGGUCGUGUUUCGGAGGACGCAUGGUUCUCGACCUUCGCCUCUCCCGAGUCCGUAGGGGAGUUGCAGCGAUGAGACAAGACUGUAACUACCAAUUGGCUAUCAUGAAAUUGGGGAGAAAAAAUAGGUAAAAGUAAAAAAAAAAUAUUAGGAAGGUGUUCCUUAUGUUUGGUAUACUCAGUGUAUAUUUGUUAGUCAGAGAGUGUGAGUGUACUGUAGUGUAUUGUUCAUUUCUACCACACUUUCUCCACCCCCUCCAUUCUCUGACUAUAAUUUCCCUCUCCUCUCAACAGCCCGAGCGGGUGCUGCAGGCUCUGAAGCGAUACAUGGCAGCAGAGCAGAAGGACCGCAGACACACUCUGAGACACUACCAGCACAUUGAGGCCGUCGACCCCCAGAAGGCUGAGCAGAUGAAGUUCCAGGUGUGAAAUGAAAACAUACUGGAAUAUACUAGGAUGAAAAUAUACUGGAAUAUACUAGGAUGAAAAGAUACCGGAAUAUAUUAGAAUGAAAAGAUACUGUGCAUCUUCCUUAAGCAGUGAUGCUGCCUCAUGCUCAUAAAAUAACUCUUAAAGGGGCAAUCAGCAUUUGAAACAACAAAAAAGUGUGUCCCUGCCCCUGUUUCGGUAAAAAGCUGAGGGAUCGGGCUGGAGAAAUGUAACCACUCUCAAAUUCAUAGACAGAGCUAUGGAUGCUAUGAUUGACCAUUCAUGAUAUCAAAAUUAUAGUUUUAAUCAUGUUUUUGAGGCUAUUGGGGUAAAACAAGCUUAUAUGUUGGGUUCUAAUGGGGUACCACAGUUGAACUAAUCUCAUGAGGCUUAAGUUAUAUUCUUCAAGAAUCAAUGCGUACAUAUCAUUUAUUUAUAAGUCCAGAAAUGCAUGUAGCAACUGCAGAUUGUCCCUUUAACAAAAUGAUCAAUAACUGAUGUCAUAAUCAUCCUUCACAGCAAAACUCAUUUUCAUUUCUCUUCUAAAUGCCAAUACAUAAAACCAACACAUGACUCUUUCAGACUCAGUAGGGACUUUGUCUUGUAAUGAACCUAACCAGCAUUGAUCGCUUGGUGUUGCAGGUCUACACCCACCUCCAUGUGAUUGAGGAGAGGAUGAACCAGAGCUUGGCUUUACUCUACAAGGUCCCUGCCUUGGCUGAGGAGCUGCACGAUGAUAUCCGUAUGCUACACUCCUCUCUACCCUCCUGUUAGCCAUGUAGACAAGGAUGUGGGGUUACUGCCCCUGUCCUAAUAUUAAUGUUUUAGUUCAUUCAUAAGACAUUUCGAAAGAGAUAAGCUAGCAUUUAUCAUGAUGUCUUUUGUAAGACAUUCAAAGUUCCAAAUACAAAUGUAUCUAAUUGCUAGGCUAUUAUUAUCUUGACAUUUCUCUAGGGAACUCUCAUUCAGAAAAUAAAGGAUUGGUGUAUAUAAGGUGUAAAUAACGCAGUGUAACCGUAAAGACAUUAUACUGUACUGUAUAUGAAGCUGGGUAGCACUUUAGUUUAUUGUAUUUCUCUAAACACCUUUCCUGUUUUUAAAACCUGCUUGUUUCUCUCCCUCCCGGUAGAGGAGCUGGUGAAGGCGGAGCGAGGAGACAUCAGUGAGCUCAUGACAACUUCCUUCUCUGAGACACGCACCACCGAGGAGCUGCUUCCUGCCGAGAGUGAGGAGGAGAAGGAUGACGAAGAGGAGGAGGAGAGAGCCUUCCAGAACAGGCCCUACCCACCCCGCAUCGGUACGGACACACACACACACUCAUGAAUGAGCGCAUACACACAAAAUGUCUCCUCUUCAAAUUAUAAUAAUAUAAUAAUAAUAAUAAUAUAAUAUAAUAUAAUAAUAAUAAUAAUAAUAAUAAUAAUAAAUAAUAUAAAAUGCCAUUUAGCAGACGCUUUUAUCCAAAGCGACUUACAGUCAUGCGUGCAUACAUUUUUUGUGUAUGGGUGGUCCCGGGGAUCGAACCCACUACCUUGGCGUUACAAGCGCCGUGCUCUACCAGCUGAGCUACAGAGGACCACAUUGUUGAGGACCAAAUUGUUCAGGAAUUAAUUCAUUUCUUUGAAUACAAGCAGUAAGUUAACAUUUUAUUUUUGUAUCUUGUUUCUGUCCUGUCUAGACCCACAGCCCAACGCUAAGAAAGGUGAGUUAAAGGGAAGGGACAUGAAGUCUGAUAUUUGUCUGCCAAAAUGUCAUUUUCAAAGAAAGAAGUAGUUGAUCAUGGCUGAAUCUGUGUGUUUUCUGCCUCUGCACUCAGCCUCUACAGACGAGUAUGACUAUGCCACAUCUGAGAGAAGCCCCACAUAUGAAUAUGAGGAGAAAGUGAGAAAAAUCGAUUGUUUUUUUUUAUUACAAACGUACACAUCACUUUACAGACAUGGCUUCCUACUUGCACUUGUGUUUACAACACAGCCAAGAGUUACGCUGACACAUUAUGUAAAUCACCUCAUCUCUCCUUCUCUCCCUCCAUCCCUUCCCACUUUGUAUCUCACCCCCUCAUGUGUAUAUGGAAAAAUAGCUUGUGUCGCAAUGCAGCCUCCACGUGAUGAACUGCUACAUUUUUACUCCAUUACUAUAACAUCCUCUCACAGCAGGAAGGCAACUCCCAUAGAGAUAUAUUUAAUGGGUUCUAUUUAAUUCUGGGUACUUUCUCUGUAAUGACCUAUUAAAUACCCCCCCCUCUCUCUCUUCUUCUCUUUCUCUUCUCUUCCUCUUCCCUCUCUCGCUCUCACUCUCACUCUCUAGAUUAACACCUCUGUGGAGCUCAAGCAGGUGGUCUACAAGUCUCCUGAGAUCCAGACAGAUGAACUGGUGAGUCUGCUACAUAGAUAACACUGUGUCUGGAUGGGCUGGGCUGGGCGGACCCUUCCUCUCCUGUGGUAUUGUAAGUCAUUCCCAUGAUGAUAUCAACCUCUAAUUUCUCCAUCCUCCCCUCUUUGUGCCCUCUCUUCCCCUUUUCUGUUUCUGUCCUUAGCAACCUGACGCCCUGGAGACGUUCAACCGCGGGGCCAUGGUGGGGUUGCUGGUGGUCGCCGUGGCCAUCGCCAUGGUGAUGGUGAUCAGUCUGUUGCUGGUGCGCAGGAAGCCGUACGGCACCAUCAGCCACGGCAUCGUGGAGGUAGGAGGCAGGGAAUCAGACAGAACAAACACCUGCUCACGUUCAGAUGCUGCCAGUAGAGCUCUUUAUUGCACAUUAGUGUGUGGGUUUAAAUAUUGUUUUGAUUUAUCUGAUCAUCAGACAUCAAGGCUUCCUCCGAUCUCAAUGUCAUAAACCUUCUUCCUUGAUCAUCCAUCAUGAUCAUCAUCCCUUCCAGUUCCAUUACUCUCACAAUUUAUUGAUUUGUUGAUGUUUGUUUAUACUUGUGUACGCACAGCUUUUAGCUGCCAUGUAUGCAAAAUAAAACUAAACUAAACACAAUCAAUAAAUAAAUAAAAUGUAUGUUAUAAACCCCUUUUUACAUCAGCAGGUGUCACAAAGUGCAUUACAGAUACCCAGCCUAAAACCCCAGAGAGCAAGCAAUGCAGAUGUAGAAGCACAGAGGCUAGGAAAAACUCCCUAAAAAGCAGGAACCUAGGAAGAAACCUAGAGAGGAAUCAGGCUCUGGGGGUGGCCAGCUCUCUUCUGGCUGUCCCAGGUGGAGAUACAUGUUGGCCAUUCAAGAAGUUCAAACGUUUCAUAGAUGACCAGCAGGGUCAAAUCAUAACCAUGGUGGCUAUAGAGGGCGCAACAGAGCAACACCUCAGGAGUAAAUGUCAGUUGGCUUUUCAUAGGCAGGUAUUCAAAGUGUCUCUCCCUGCAGCAGCACGUAGGAGAGACCCUUUAUGCUUAUAGCACAGUAGUGUCCCCUCCUUCCUGCUUAUAGUACUUCCUUAUACAGUAGCACUUCCUUGUACUGUAUCUGUAUCAGUAUUACCUUUGACCCUCCGUGUCUCACAGCAGGUUGACCCCAUGCUGACACCAGAGGAGCGCCAACUCAACAAGAUGCAGAACCACGGCUACGAAAAUCCCACCUACAAAUUCUUUGAACAAAUGAACUGA
This is a messenger RNA of Coregonus sp. 'balchen', 47902 nucleotides long. The record is from the annotation of a GenBank genome assembly. Lineage: Eukaryota; Metazoa; Chordata; Actinopteri; Salmoniformes; Salmonidae.